CAGAGGAACAGCCCAGAGCUCCAGCACAGGAGAGACAGAGCUCACCUACAGCACAGAGCUCCAGGAGAGACAGAGCUCACCUACAGCACAGAGCUCCAGGAGAGACAGAGCUCACCCACAGCACAGAGCUCCAGGAAAGACAGAGCUCACCUACAGCCCAGAGCUCACCUAUAGCCCAGAGCUCCAGCACAGAGGAGGGAGAGCUCACCUACAGCCCAGAGCUCCAGCUGACCGGAGAAACCAGCCCAUGAAAGGAGGUUCCUAGAUCCGGAGACAUCGAAAGAGGAAAAAGGAUAAGUUACUCAGAAAAAAUCCACCAGACCAUUGAAAGGAGGAAUGAAACUCGCGGACUGCCUGACUUGAAAGAGUUGGGAGUUUUUAGGACACACAGAAUUGGUCCCCGUAUAAGGAACUUUGCCCAGUCCACUCUUCCAGACUGCUUUUAAACAUUCCAUCCUGACUGUCAUUGUGACUGAUUCUAAACAGGAUUACCCUUCCCAUGAAUAUUUGUUUUAGGAUGGUGUGUAUAUUGCACUAUUUAUUUUAAGAAGUCAUAGAUACACAAAGGAAGAUUCGGCUAAUAUUUCUGAUAAUGCACUUCCUAUGAUGUACAUGAAUGAACUACAUUUGAGUGCACACAGAGUUUGAAUUAUAUUGUGAUUCUUGCUUUGGACUGACUGUCCCAUGAAAAAGGUUGCCUGUGCCUUUAAAUUCAAUGACUGAAUAGACUGUCACGGUAACUCUGUGGGAAGAAGGUGAGUCAGCCCAAUUUCCGCCUGGAGAGUCACAUCGGUAACACCAAAAGGGUCACACUGUCACCUACCAGCCUCUGGGACUUGGCUGUCGUCGCCUUUACAACUGGCCAUUGAGAAACAGCAGCUGGGAGACAGGAACAUGCUGCUUUCUUCUGCAGGGGAUAUCAUGCUGCUGAUCUUAGGUAUGUCAGGUCACCUUACUUAGUGAACCUCUCUUGUGUAACUCCCUCUCAUUAAAUCCUAAUCAAUUCACUACCACUGCAAACGUACACCCCUCUUCAUUAAAAAUAAAAAUAAUUAUCAGUCGUUUCCCUAUCCUAGAUUAUAUGGUGUCAGGAUUCUUGACCUCAAUACUGAAAAUAUUAUGGGACCACACUGUGGUUUAACCCCUUUAGUGCUGCAUUAAUUAUAAAAGACAGUCUUUAAGAUACAAAAAAAAAUCUUUUUUUCUAUUAAACAUUUAAUGGGUGACUAUAUAUUUCAAACUAUUGAAAAGGUAAAAAUAGUAAUAAUAAUAAAGAAUGUCCCUGGUAAUCUGCAUCAUUGUCCAAUCAGAUACUGAUUCAUUUAAAUACAUUUUACUGUGAUACCUGUGCUAUGCCAAUAAAUCGAGUUACAAUCCAAGAUAAGUAAUUAAUACAGCUGGCAAUGAAAGGGUUAAACACAUUUAUGCCACUUUCUUUCUUGGAUUUUCUUUCUUGUUUGAGCAGCAACAUCUUUUACUCUAAUGCUCUUUCUGUGUGACUGGGUAUUAUUAACACCUCUGUGUCUAUGUAAACAAGACAUUCCCCUCAAUAUGUUCGGGUUUUUUUUUUUUGCCUCUGGACUGACAUUCCUUGACAAAACAUAAUGCAGCCUCAGGUAAAACUCUAAUCCAUAGGCUCUAGACACCCUCAGUAAGUGUGUUUUGUAUUGACUGUAUUUGUUUAGCAACUUUUGAAAGACUGACAUAAAUUUAUAUACUAUGGAGAAAACAAAACAGUGGGUCAAAAUCACUGUUUCAUUACUAUUUCUGGGGGUUUCAGAUGUAUGAAAGGGGGGAGAGAGAGAGAGAGAGCGAGCGCAUAUAUAUAUAUAUAUAUAUAUAUAUAUAUAUAUAUAUAUAUAUAUAUAUAUAUAUCUUCACUAAAUUUUGAACUUGUAUCAAACCGCAAUCUGGCAGAUUUUAAGGCUAAAGUAGUCAAGUUGUGAUUUAUAAAAAUAUAUAUUUUUGCCUUCUUUUCUGAAGUUUACCUACUUUUUACAACCCUUACUUUAAUUUACCACAGUUUAGUGACUGACCCCUAAAGGUUUUUUGUGCACUCUUGAUGCACAAGACUGUUAAGAACUUGAAUACUUUUUAAGUUUCUCUAUAUGCAGGUUUUCCACUCCUUUUGUGAAUGCCUCCUACCUGUUGAUAUCCCUUCCUGGAUUGAGUCAGUGUGCAGGUUUAUUAGGCCGUACGUUGUAACUAAACUGAUGGUGCAGUUCGGAUUUAAGAUUAAAACCAUAAUCAUGGCAAAUAAUACUUUUCACCCGGUGCCUCAUUUUCCAUGGUGCUAUAUUGGAGUCCAUUGUUAAAACCCGGUUCAAUUAGUGCAAAUCUGGGGUGACAGUUGUUUGGUUUCUAUCCAACCUCUAAAAUCUCAGGAGUGAGCUUGGGUUUCAAUGAAACACUCCGUAUUCAGAUACGAGGCAUCUACAGAACAAGAAAUUCUUAAUACUCUAAAUAUAAAUAGUGUCAUACCACACUAUCCAAGGAACAUUAUAGUGACUUGAUAUGGAUGUAGCCUAAGCGUCUGGUAAGAUAAGAACUGUGAAUUUAGUUAUACUGUAUAUAUCUGUAUGUGUCAAUCAUCUCUGUGAUGUGAAAUCAGCUUUAUUUAUACACUGUAGAAUUUUAAAUAUUCUGAUAUAUUUAAUGGUUUAUUAUUAUUAUUAUUAUUAUUAUUUUUUAAUCCUUCUGUUAUCUGCCCUCUACGCUUUCCUGCUCUGGCCCUCCUCCCCCUAUCUAAAACACUACAGGAAAACGUGGUGGGCAGAUAAGAGGAAAAAGUUAAUUUAUUUUUAUGUCACCCUUCCCAGGAUUUAAUGGAUUUUGUAAAUCAAUAUAGAUCCUGAACAUUUUGUUACGCAAAUUAAGGAAUGGCAGUCCACUCAUAUUGUUCUAUUGUCUGAUGGUAUCAUAAUGAGAAAAAUAAAAAAACAUUGGCAGGCAUAUUUCGGAGUUUUUUUCUUUCUUAUUCUCAAUGAUCUCAACUUAAGUUUUGCUGAUCAAUUGUCCUUUCGCCACCACUCCUUAAAUGUAGACCCCCCACUGUCAGGCCACAUUGUUGCUUUUUAUAAGCCUUCUGUAGUGCCAUGGUUUUACUUUAUUAGAAUGAUUUGAUUUAUCUACCAUUUGAUUCUGAAAAUGCAUAGCCAGAAUUUUCUUGUGUUUAAAUCACAGAAAGGCUGUAAGUAGGUGAUGGCUGUUGACUAUCAAACCGGCACCUCAGACUCCAACUCCCAGGUGUUACUGGACUAGAACUCCCAUGAUUCUCUUGCCAUCUUUUGCUUUUUAAUUGAAUUCUAAGAGUUGUAGACCAUUAAUAUCUUGGGGAAUGAUUAAGAAAGAUCCCUGUUACUUAUCUCUAAAGUUUUGGAAUUGUAAAUGUAUUGGUGUAGAAACCCCCCAAAAUCCGGGUUGGGGGGGCAGCUUUUCAUAAUAAUCCCAGUCCCAUUAUAAUAUUAAAUGCUACCCCAAAUUUUCUGGGGAGAUUUUUUUUUCAUCACCCCAACACCUGGUUCCAACACUCAUGUGUACGUGAUACGUGAGGAGGGUGUGGAAGGGCACAGCGCUAGGUGCCUAGACCAAAACACUACCUGAUUAUUGUGUGUAUAACAAAACCGUUUGAACAGAGACCCUCACUCCUAUUUAAAAGAACAAAUUUAUUUUUCACAGCAGAUUGAAAUCAAGCACAUUCACUACCUCGGUUAACUUUACACUCUUUCCAGGAUUUUGUUAAAUAUGGCCCUUGGCCACAUCUAUUGGAAGACUAACAUCACAAUUUGGCCCUAACCUCGUCCCAUAACAUAUGUCCUAGUUCUAUAUUGUAGCUGACCAGCUUCUAUGAAAACCCUUUCCCUGUAUUUUGUUUUGUCGUAACCCCCAUUACUUCAGUAACAUUGCCCUAUAGUUCCUCCCUGUAAUGGCUUGUUAAGAGUGCCCUGUAGCUCAUCUUUAUACAGCUUUAGCAAGAGUGCCCUAUAGCUUCUAAUCAUACCACUUCAGCAAGAGUGCCCUAUGGCUCCUAAUCAUACUUCUUCAGCAAGAGUGCCCUAUGGCUCCUAAUCAUACUUCUUCAGCAAGAGUGCCCUAUGGCUCCUAAUCAUACCACUUCAGUAACAGUGUCCUAUAGCGCUUAAUCAUACCACUUCAGUAACAGUGUCCUAUAGCGCCUAAUCAUACUACUUCAGCAAGAGUGCCCUAUAGCUCCUAAUCAUACUACUUCAGCCAAGAGUGCCCUAUAGCUCCUAAUCAUACUACUUCGGCAAGAGUGCCCUGUGGCUCCUAAUCAUACCACUUCAGCAAGAGUGUCCUAUAGCGCCUAAUCAUACUACUUCAGCAAGAGUCCCCUAUAGCGCCUAAUUAUACCACUUCAGCAAGAGUGCCCUGUGGCUCCUAAUCAUACUACUUCAGCAAGAGUGCCCUAUAGCUCCUAAUCAUACUACUUCGGCAAGAGUGCCCUGUGGCUCCUAAUCAUACCACUUCGGCAAGAGUGCCCUGUGGCUCCUAAUCAUACCACUUCGGCAAGAGUGCCCUGUGGCUCCUAAUCAUACCACUUCGGCAAGAGUGCCCUGUGGCUCCUAAUCAUACCACUUCAGCAAGAGUACCCUGUGGCUCCUUAUCAUACUACUUCAGUAACAGUGCCCUAUCUCCUGCAUUCUCUCAUCCCACAUAUGGGAAUUGUUGGAUACAUGUAUCUUCUGCUAAUAUUAUGUGCAUGUUCCACAGCAGGUAUAAGAGUUAGGGGGCUUGGGUUCCCUUUCCUUAGAUAACUGAUUCUGUGUAUUAGUGCCAGCACUUGGACACAGCACAAUAAAUGUAUAUUCUUGCUCCCAUUUCUGUGACUCACACAAAGGAGGAUGACACAAAAGGUGCGGCUCUGUCUGUUUUGUUUGUUUUUUAAUUUGGCGAUAUUAAAAAUGGCACAAUCAUUCUGGACAGAACCUCAUUAACGCUUGCAGUCCUGCAACAAUGCAUGACCUGAGAAAGAAACCAGUUGUACUUCAAGUGAGAAAAAAAAUAGAACAAGAACCACUUGCACUUUGCAUGCAUUUAUCAUCUUGUUCAUUAUUUCAUUUUUUUACAUUUAAGUAAAUGGGAGUUUGGGUCAGGGCCGGUGCAAGGAUUUUUGCCGCCCUAGGCAAAAGUAAAGUUUGCCGCCCCCCAUGUGACAUCACAAUGCCCCACCCAUAUGAUCUGCCUUGUUAACUAAUGCCAGUGCCUCCGUGUUUACAUUAAAAGGCCUGCAGGGACAGGCUACAGACAACAGAACCACUACAUUAAGCUGCAGUGGUUCUGGGGACUAUAGUGUUUCUUUAACCCCUUAAGGACACAUGAUGGAAAUAUUCCGUCAUGAUUCCCUUUUAUUCCAGAAGUUGUGUCCUUAAGGGGUUAAUGUGAGGUAAAUUAGAGCUUAGUGCCACGAAUAAUAUGCUAGAUUGCCUACUUACAACCAGAUGAGGAUGAUGAUGGGCUCUAGCUGCAGUCUGGCUCCACUGGUCUGGUGUAGAACAGGCUCUCUGGAGGUGGUUUGUAACUGUGGCCACAAAAAUCAACAAAGAAUGUUCUGGGAGAACGGGAAGCAGCUCAAUUUUUUGGGGGCCCUUUACACAGAUCAAGGUCUGGGUCCCAGGGUCCACCUUCAUGUUAUUUAUUUAUUUAUUUAUUUAUUUAUUUAUAAAUAAAAUAUUUUACCAGGAAAGAUACAUUGAGAUUUCUCUCGUUUUCAAGUAUGUCCUGGUUCCACCAAUGAGUUUGUUCACAGGGGGUGGAGUGUGUAGGGGAUGUCCUGAUAUGUGUGUAAGGAAUGCAUUGUGUGAAUCUGUGUUUGUAUGUGUAAGGGCUGCAAGGUGUGUUUCUGUGUAUGUACGGGAUGCAGUGUGUGCGUCUGGAAGGGGUGCAUUGAGUGUGUGUAAGGAAUGCAUUGUGUGUUUCUGUGUGUGUAAGGAAUGCAUUGUGUAUAAGGGUUGCAUUGCUUGCGUGUCUGUGUGUGUAAUGCAUUGUGUGUUUUUCUGUGUGCAAGGGGUGCAUUGUCUUUGUGUGUAAGGGGUGCAUUGUGUGUGAUUGUGUGAUGGAUGUCAAUCUCUCCCCCCUCCCUUGUCACUCUCUUCUCCCCCCUUUCCCUCCCUUGUCACUCUCUUCUCCCCCCUUUCCCUCCCUUGUCCCUCUCUUCUCCCCCUCCCUUGUCCCUCUCUUCUCCCCCUCCCUUGUCCCUCUCUUCUCCCCCUCCUUGUCCCUCUCUUCUCCCCCCUCCCACUUGUCCUCUCUUCUCCCUCCCGCCUUGUCCCUCCUCUUCUCCCCUCUCCUUGUCCCUCUCUUCUCCCCUCUCCUUGUCCCUCUCUUCUCCCCUCCCUUGUCCCUCUCUUCUCCCUCUCCUUGUCCCUCUCUUCUCCCUCUCCUUGUCCCUCUCUUCUCCCUCUCCCUUGUCCCUCCUCUUCUCCCUCUCCUUGUCCCUCUUGCCUCCCCCUCCCUUGUCACUCUCUCCUUCCAUCCCCACACUCAUUCCCCCUCCCUCCCCUGUCACUCUCACCUCCCUGUCAAUUUCUUUCUCUCCCCCUUCAAUUCCCCUCCAUGUCAAUUUCUUUCUCCCCCCUCCCCUACCUCUGUUGUAGCGUGGCCGAGCUCUGUAUCUCUACAGAGAGCUCGGGCGGCUGCAGCAUGAGGGGGGCCGGCGCUCCUGGCGGCGCCCCUUCCUAAGGUACGCCCUUAGCGGCUGCCUAGUCCGCCUAACGGGUAGCGCCAGCCUUGGUUUGGGUAUAGACUUGGAUAGUCUAGUCACAUCCAUGGUGAUGACAUCAACACUGAGAUUUGCUGCAGAAGAAUGCCUUCCGUAGGAAUUUUUUUUUCUUUUUAAUAGUCUAACUAGUAGGUGUCUUAUCUUAGCAGUCUUUAUGCUUGGAAAAACACACUUACUAUAGUCCAAUUUUACAAGUGGAUUUUGAAAUAUUUCAAAAGUAUUCUUUAAAGUAAGAUUGCUAUUUUCCAACGUUAUAUGUGACUAAAACUUUUAAUCAUCCACAAUCUCUUUAACACAUCUGAGGAUAGUGGAGAUUAUGGCUCACUAACAGAUGGAAGGUCGCAAUUUAUUAUUAUUAUUAUUAUUAUUAUUGCCAUUUAUAUAGCGCCAACGGAUUCCGUAGCGCUGCAGUACAGGUUUGUUCCUGACAACUAAAUUCAUUUUUCUUUUUAAAUGAAAGAUUAAUUAUUACCAAAGCUAAACUUAAAAGUGUGUGAUUUCUUUUUUUUUUUUUUUCUUGUGGUCUCCAAACCCACACAGUGAUGUAAUCAUUCCUCUCAAUUUCUUUAGAGACGGAACUUAUAAUGAGAGUCUGUGUGGUUAACAAGGGAAGCCUAAUGUUGCGCUGUGCUUCCCUCGCAUAGGAAAGAUAGGUGACACCUCUGAGUACGCAGGGCACUUUAUGGAAUUAAAGAGAUAGUAACAGGUCAUUCGUAGAAACAUUGACACAGUUGUGCUUUGUUUGUAUUGUUUUUGAUGGCUUAAUUAAAAAAUACAUAGAAAUGUACUUUAUGUACAUAUUCGUCAAAGUGAAAACCAUUCGUUCAGCUGUAUUUUUGUUCUAUAAAUAGCAACAUUUUAGGAUAGUUAUAGUUUUCAGUGCAUAUCUAUUUCUCUGGCACCCUACCCUUGCUUGAACAAACUGUUGCAUCCAAUGUUGGUUCCCAAAUACUGUAGUUUCUUUGAGAGUUGGAACCAGUAAAACAUACUCAACAAAUUGCUUUACAAUGUACAGACAGCAGCAUAGGAAUCACAGCUGGUCUAGAUGGACUAUGUGUCUCUGUGUAUCUUUAGAAUGCGAGCAGACCAUGUUUAUGGAUAACUGGUAAUAAUUGAUGUAUAUGUCCAAAGGUCAGUGGCAUAUAAGGGUUAACUAGAGGAUGACUCCAGGAUUUUAUAGGAAAGAGCUUAAGGUUUCUGACAUCCACGCAGAGCAGGCUGGGUUUUACAAGAGGUGUCCAUUAAAAUGUAAGAGGGCCAAUAACAUGGGGUGGAGGGUGAUGUGUGAGUGAGGUUACAGCGGUACUGUAAAAUGAAGAGGGGUGGCCCUCAUAUAGACAAUGGAUUUGUUAACAGUGACCUGUUUAUAGGUUGCAGAUUACUGGAAACUGUAAAAAAAAAAACAAAAAAAAAAAACUCUUAUUUUUAAAAAUCUCUGCUUGAGUAUAUAAAUGUUUGUAUACUGAUGACUGUUGACAGUUAGUUCAUGGGACUUUGUUUUAUAUAGAGCAACAAGUAAAUACAAAAUAAUCUGUUAUAAAUCCAAGUGUGUGUGUGUGUGUGUGUGUGUGUGUGUGUGUGUGUGUAUAUAUAUAUAUAUAUAUAUAUAUAUAUAUAUAUAUAUAUAUAUAUAUAUAAUGUAUGUAUAUAUAAUUCAGAGUAGAAUUUGAAGUCAAUUACCUUUUUUUAAUUAAUAAACCAAUUUCAGUUAUACUGCAUAUAAUGAAUGCUUAACGUGUAUGUUUGAUUAGGUACAGAAGAUGACAUCUUUUAAAUUAGCUCCAUUUGCCACCUCGUAACAUCAGGCUCUUUCAAUUGCAUUGUUUAUAGCAUUAGUUAAUGUUUGAGGCUCUAGCACUUGAAUUUCUGCACAGAUAUUCUCCUUGAGAUGCUCAACUGUACGCGGUCUACUCAUGUACACCUGCUCCUUCAGAUAUCCCCACAGGAAGUCAUCGGGAGCUGAGAGGUUGGGCAACAUGGCGGCCAAUUAAUCAGGGAAUUUCUUGAAAUUUUCACUUGUUGGACAGUUGUCUCAGUUUUUAAAAUAAAAUUAGACUAUAUUUUUAUUUUUUCCUUCAUGAAAUUACCAUGAUAAAUCUCCCAAGACUCAGUUAUAAUAUGUACCUGCAAAAACAACAAAAAAAUUAAAUAAAUAAGUUAUUUACCUGUUCAAUCCUACUGUGAAUUUUGGCCCACCCUGUAUUUCUCGUCCGCAAUCUGCCACUAAUUGGGGAGUAGAAUGAUGUGGUGGAAGGUUUCCAUUGAGCUGAUACGGAACUAUGAAAGUGAGUGAACAGCGCAAAAUAUAUUAUUCACAACAGGUAUUCAGUCAAAAGAAAAGACCACAAGAGAAUUUAGCUCAAGCUGUGCAAUAUGUUCCAAAUAGUAGAAGCUGGAUGUUUCAUAUUGGCAGCCGUAGUCUUUUCUCUUUAAAGCAGUGACACAAGUAGGGUUUUUUUACGAACGGUUUAAAUAGGUGGCUUGAAUAAAAAAGAAAUAUCAAUAUAUAUAUAUGAAGCCAGAUCUAUUAAACAUCUCAUGCAUUCCCUACCCCACAUAUACAUGACACCCACUCUGUGAUCAUCCUGUGACUAAUAGUUUUGUACAGAGAUCUUAUUUUUAUCAAUUUCAACUUGUUUAUUCAUAAGCCCCAUGCUGCUUUAAGAUAAGCAAUCCUGUAACAAUAUUUUAUAAGUGAAGCAGUCACAUGGGAUAUUCCACUGACUACCAGCACGCGUGGGAGAAAAGGUGAGUUUGAAUACCUUAUUUUUCCACAGAUGGGCAGCCGGACACCUAAAUAGAGAGGCGUAACUAGAAGCCUCCACCAGGCCCCGGUGCGACAAUCCCUCAAUGUGCCUCAUUACCUCCUCCCCAGCCCAUCCAUCUCUUUCCCUCCCCCAAGCCUCUUCAUUUGUCUCAUUCCCUUCCCAUGUGUCUGAUACCCUCCCUCUGUGUCUCAUCCCCCCCCUCCCCCAGCCCCUCAAUGUGUCUCAUUUCCUCCCCACUUGGUCUCGCUAAACGCAGGUCUGGAGGGGAGCAGUACAGCCCAUCGCUCCCCCCCUGCCGGGACUGCAAGCCCCAGGCCAGUGCGGCAGUGCACCAGCCCUGAAAGUAUGCAGGUGGCCCACGGUCACAGUGGUUGCAGAGGCGGCCAGGCCCCCUGGAGUGACAAGCAAGGUCGCCACUUUGACCCCUGCAGCCGUGGUUGUUAUGCCACUGCCUAAAUAGCCAUUUUAACACUAGUGUUAGUAAUAUGUUUGCAUUCCUGAUGAAAUAUUAUUUAUUUAAGAACUGCAUCCAGAAAUCCUAUUUAUAUUUUCUACACACAGAUAAGUUAAUGGAACACUUUAGUGUUAGGAAUACAAAGAUGUAUUCCAGAUCCCUGCUAACGUUGUAAAGGGUUAAAUAGCACUUUAUUCACAUACCUGAUUCCACACAUUCUAUUGUGGUACACCUAACGCACAUAGGCGACGAGUGUCGUAUGCACAUUAGGCCAUCCCCAUUGCCUUAAUGCUUUCCUAUGGGGUUUUCUCUGACACUGGAUGUCCUCAUGCUCCAUUUCACGGAGUCAAACUCCUCUAGUGACUGUAUAAUAAAUGAGCAUAUUUAUUGUUGAACAUAUAUAAUAGCUGAUCAUAUAACUCAACCUGUAAGCUUGUAGAGCAGUGAUGAGCUAACUUCUUUAGGUGUUGGCAUAGAUAUCUAUUGACUAAACUGAUAGAUGUUUAUCAAUAUUUCUGAAGCCAGCAUUCUAUUGGAAUGCUGGCACGCUAGUUUUAGAUUCAUCCAGUUUGUCUCCCAUCGGCAGCAUAUAGUUCUAGUUUGAAGGAAUGAUAUUCAAAUACAAACUUUUUAUUUCCUCUAUAGAUGUGCCGUGUAUUUAAAGGACUCUAUAGUCAUCAGAACAACUACAGCUUAAUGUAGUUGUUCUGGUGAGUAUAUUCAUUUAGGUAUCUAGAUGUAAACACGGACUUUGCAGAGAAAAAGCAGUGUUUACAUUGCUCCCCUAGGGAUACCUCCAGUAGCCACUGCUGCACUGUCACAGCGACACCAAGGACUUUGAAGCUCCCUUCUUUAGGGCUCCAAUAAGCAAUUCUCAGAGACCAGAACUUACCCAUAAAUCAGCUGGAACGCUAAAUCGGAUCAGAGAAUGGUUGCAUCCACAUUAAACUUUAACCUGUGAUUACUCGGGCAAGACCUCUCUGAUACAAGCGCUUUUCACACUGUGUGUACCCCUUGAUCAGAGCUAUGCGGUGAUGUAAGACACUUGGCGUUAACUGUAGGGGUAUUCAUAGUUUUGGGGUUAUUAUUGUUGGGCGCCCUGGUGUCUGGUAGUUAAUAAAGUUAUCUUGUCCGGAGUUAUGUCCCAGACGCCAAGGUGCCAGAUUGUGCAAUACAUUGUUUUUGAAUGACCCCCGUGUGUUUUACGAUAAAGAUAGCCCUUUUUUUUCCCUUCAUCAAGGUCUUAGUGGGAAAGACCUCUAGGGAAGCUAUUUUGUCCUUAUUCAGUUAAGUACAUUUUAUUCAUAUAUGUGAUAAAUGAAUUAUUUCUUUUUGUUCCCCUUCAUCAAGCCUUGGCUGAUGUUUGGGAUGAGCUCUAAUCACUUUGGUUACUCUGUCCCAGAAGAGAAGGGAUGCAUGGCGGAGAUACUCAUCCUGAUUAUAGGAAGGCUGUCAUAGUCGGGUGUCUAUUUUAAAGGCCAUCUCUUUGCUGUAACAACUUUAACCUUUCCAGACUUCCACUGUGCUGUCUGUUUUUUCUGCUUUCACCAAACCGCAUCUAAUACCAUGGGGAAAAUUGCAAAAGAAAAUAAAUAAAACUUAAACGUAUAAUUUACCCAUUAUAGGCUCGUGCAGCCAUACAAUUAGCCAUACAACACCUGACCAUAGUAGAGUGAUGACCCAUCUGACAGCACAAGGUUUAACAAACACAUGUUUAGUUAUUAACAUUGCUAGUGGGUGAUGACAUUUUAUUUGUGUAUGCAUGCACUUAUUACCCUGCAUUCCUGUGACAGAAAGCUAUGAACCACUUACAGGUCUCUCUUGCUAUCCAGCACGUGUCUGACAGGAGGGGAGGAGGGAGAAUCUGAUAUAGAGACAACGCCCCUCUUUGGGAAUGAGAGCAUGAGAUGGUGUGUGCCGGUUUGAGUCACCAGGGUGGGCGUGAGCUGUCUAGAUUCAGAAAAAUUCCACCUUCAGGCUCCACACCUCAGAGCACAUUAGAAUAGGUGCUCAUAAAGUAUAGGUGACACCAUUAAGACCCAUAUACAGUAACCCCUACACACUAAUAGGUGUGCUGUACAUUAUGGUCCCUUAUAAAGGGUCAGUUCAUAGACUCUGAUGUUAUACAUUUGAAACAGACAUUUUUAGAAUUGUACUAUACAAAGUAAUUGACCGACUAGGAUUCCUCCUUCUAUUAAUGGACUAUUUAGCAUCUAUAAGUUCUGUAGUGCAGUGGGAGAAGUGGUAAGUUGUCCACAGGUCAAAUACUGUUCUAUGCUCCACAGGGCUGUAUUAAAAUGAAAUCCUCAAGGUAUGUUAAAUUUUUGCUUAAUAAUUGGGAUACAAGAAAUCUGCCACUAAAUUACAGUUACAUGAAACAAGAAAUGGUCUUGUAGAGCCUGAGGACAAUGGGAGAUAAACCAUAGCUGGAGGGAUACAGACUGUCCAAAUCAGAAUUGGUGACAGUCCUUAUUUUAGUGACCAUCCAGUUUUUAUACCUGCAAGCAGUGUAUGUCUCUAUAAAUAUCUGAAUUUUUAAACCCUAGCAGGUUUUUUUUUGUUUGUUUUUUUUGAGUUUUUUUUACAGUUAUAACUCAUUUAACAAAGGUAUCCAGUUAAAAUCCCUGUUUUUCAUUCUUACCAAUAACUAGAAUGACAAGUGUUGGGAGGAAGUAGCACUACAGGCCUUUUUUGGUUGACCUAUAAGUAGGAUAGGGAAAAGUAAGAGUUCUCAGGCAUUUCAAAGCAGUGUGGAUGUGUGUUGCUAGGUGGUCUAAUGGGGUGAGGGGAUGGGGAUCUCGGUGGCACAGUUCUUUGUUACAAUCAGAGGGCACUGUAACAAAAAAAAUACGGGUAAAGAAAAGAAACUUGUAGAGCAGAAUGAGAAGGCUCUUGAUUGGUGGCUUUGACGGCCGGCCCAGUUUUAGUAAAUUACAAAAUGUACCUUUUAUCAUUUAAAGUUUUUUUUUAUUUUAUUUUUUUUUUGUGUUAUCUAAGUGUUGCAUUCAAAAAUAGAAGUGUCACUUCCUACAUUGGAAAUGCAGUACAUUUAUCAUUUUACCUACAAUUUUAUUGCUUGGCUUUACUAUUUUUACACCAGAAAUUAUAAUCUCAAAUUUGGAUUAGCCCUUCUGAAUUUGAACAUUAUUCCUAAUUUACAACCUGUUAAUCUGAGUUGGAUUAUUCUCUUCCAUUUUAAAGUGGACUUCAGAUGCCUUAGAUAACCUUUAUUAGUGUUUUACAUCAGAAUUUAAAGUUGCACUCUAUGGAAGAAUCACAGUCCAAUUAUAAUAAAAUUAGUUUUCCUUGGAUCACUUAUUUGGUGUUAGAUUUUGUUUUGGGGUCAUUAUUAUUGAGGAUUUUUGUACUUUUUAAUGUCAUACAAUCUGAGAACUUUGUCUGACACCAGUUAUGAUCUCACAAUUAAUGCUAUGGAUCAACAUGCGAGAAUUGGUCUCUUAAUUACUACCUUGGAAGAUACAUCAGAACAGAGCAAUGGAAUGUUAUCUGUCGAACUUGUUAGACAGAUCAUUUUAUAAAUGCCAAUUACAAACAUGCACUCUCAGCACACCUGGAAACUACUCUGUACAGCUGACAUAAUUCUGGAUUUAAAGAAACAGUGACCUGGAGUUAAUCAACUCUUAAUUAGGUUGUUGGCCUGUUUUUUGGGGGGUUUUUUUAUAUUGCAAAAGGUGAAAUUAUAAUGGUCAUACACCUCUGGCUUUUCUAGCAGACAACAAAUCCUGUUACUUCCUGGUUUGGUUAGCUUAUUUGCACUGAACUCAAGAGGCAGCAGUUGCCAAGAGCACCUGCACCUGAAAAAACUUCUCAAUGAGUUUCACUUGGGAGUCUGUGAUUGGACAGCCAAAGACAGUCUGGGCGGAAUUAGAAGGGGAGGGCUUGCAAAGGCUGUAGACAGGAGAUCUUCAGGUUUUAAAAGCUGUUUUUAGAUUCAAAUUCUAAUACAAAAAUGCAUUUUUCAAUGCAUGCAUAUUUUCAUUUGGGGUAUAUCUAUACAACAAUGAGUUUUGUUUGUUUUGUAUUUGGGUAGUGGAGUGUCCCUUUAAGCAAUAUACUGCCUCAUAGCUCCCUUAAACUGUGUCAGUAUCUCCUAAGCACAAAGAAUACUGGCAAGGAUUCAGACAGGUGACUUAUUUAUUUUUACAAUAUAAAAAAAGUAUUUGGAAUUAUAUUAUUAUAUUAUUGUAGUAAAUAAAACUCUAAUAAUACAUCAAGAACAUGAAUAUACCUUGGUUAAUGAAUGAGUGCUCCCCCUAACCCUCUAAAUGUUCCCCUAAGAUAUGAAAAAUAUUAUUUUUGGUCUUUAUUCGCAACCUUUUUUUUGCUAGCGUCAAAAAUAAAUUGCUUUGAUUAAAGGAACAUUCCAGACACCAUAACCACUACAACACACUGUAUUGGUUAUAGUGCUUAGUGUGUACUUCUAAUUAUGUAUUUGGUACAAGCUUAGCAAAAACCCCUAAUCUUGGUCUUUUAACAGUUCAGUUAAAUAUCUAAUUUUUCACAAACCAUGCUUAGACUUAUUCAUAGAAUUUCCUCAGCCACUGUACCAGCUAUUUUUUUUUUUUACUUAUGGUACCUUUUUGUAUUGUUCCUGUUAUAUUUGAUAAAACUGUUAAGCGCUAAUAAAAAAGUUUGUUUCUCUAUGGAAAUAUAAAAUGUCUGAAAUAUGUAGGUAACAAAGUGUAGGCCAAAGGUAAAGGAAUCUGAUCAUUUGAUAAGACAAACAAACAUCCCUUUUUCCAGUUUUCACAGCUCAGUUUGAGAUUCACUUAUCAAGCUGUUUUUCACUUCCUGAUAUAAUGUUUAAAAACCAUCAAACGCUUAAAAAAUAAAAAUAAUAAUCUACAACCUUUCAGAAGCUUUUAGGAAAACUUAAAUUAUAUGCGAAAUAUAACAUUCAUUUGUGAAGCAUGUUUUUUUAACAUUCACAAACUCGUAGAAGUUUCCACGAUUAGACACACGUGGAGAUGUGAGAAACGCCAUUUGCUGUAGGUAAUAAUUUUCCUUUGCAUGCUGUAGUAGGCAACAGAAAGGGAAAUGUGAUAGUCAAAUCUACGUGUUUCUCCCCAGUUACUGAAAAAAAAACUACUUUCUAAAUAUUUCAGUUUUGGGCAUGGUGUGGAAACCAUUGAUAUUAUGUAGGUGUGUACUUUAAAAUGGAAUUUAUGUGGCUUACUACUAUGACUAGAUUGGGAGGGUCUGUAACGUCAGUCUAGAAUUCACACAAGCUCUUUAACCCCUUAAGGACCAAACUUUUGGAAUACAAGGGAAUCAUGACAUGUCACACAAUGCCAUGUAAAAUAUUGCAGAAAUUACACUGACAGAUUAAAACUUGGUCACGUGACACAUAAGCACCCACAGGAAAGCAUUGAUUCAGUGCUUUCCUAUGGUGAAAUUUGAAUGUGCAUGUGAACACAUUAGGCCCCCAUUUAAGAGCAUUAGAUUGGACAUCGAUGAAGGAGGCCAUGCCCCCUCCAUGACUUUGUAGGAGGCGGGCUUCUAAUCAGCGCCGAGGGAACAUCAGCACUUGAAAUAGGUAAUUUGCAAUUUGGCUAGUUUGGCAUGCAUUCUGCAUUUUUAUUUACCAACUAAUGGAUCUGCUAUCAAAUGAUGAUCAUUUUGUAGAAUUCCAUGCUUCUAAAUAAAAAAACAAAACUAAAGAAGAUGCUACUGUAUACAGUUGUAGUAACCCAUCUUUUAAAAAGACACUAAAAAGCCUAAAGGUUAAAACAUAAGCAGUUUGUGACAAUAUACUGGAAUAUUUAUAGCUGUAAGCAAACUGACACCUCUUUAAGACUGUUUAAAGAGGAAGAAGGUAAUUUAUAAACCUAAUGAUUGCUUCCCUUCAAAUUAAAAUUGGUUCAAACUGCUACACGGGAAUUUUCUUCACCUCUAGGGGAAACAUUCAGAUGUCUUGGAGUGGGAUCAAACCACUGCCUUUGUGUCUGGAAGAUAAGCAAUCCUUUAAAAAAAAAAAAUAUUAGUAUUGUCCUCAUCUGACUUCAAACUCUGGGAUGGAAUGCUGGGAACUAAUAAUCUAUGCGGGUUUACUUUCUUAGCAAUUGGUUGUGGUGCAUUGACAAUUAAGAUGCAAAAUAUUAAAAUAGAAAUAUAUUAAAUUAAUAUAUUAAAAAUAUUAAAAUAUGAGAGUUAAGGAUUUUUUCCUGCAUUGCUAUUUUGGCUUACAGUUUCCAACUUCAAUUUAGUUCUGUUCUUAGAUUGUCUAUGUUACAUGCCCAUUUAUGCCAUGCCCUCCUCAUCUGUUUUUUUUUUUCUUGACUUUUUUGGAGUAAUUUAUUUAUCUCCUUUGUGCAUAUUCCCACAGUACAGACCUGCAGAAUAUGUUGGCGCUAUAUACCUAUUAUAAUUCAUAGAUUUAAAGGAUCUGUGAUUUAUUUUGAUCUCCGCUAAUAAAUUCAAUAGUGACUGAUGUCUUAAAACACAUUUGUCAAAAUUAUUUAUUUCUGGAGAGCAGGUCAUCUCUCCCAUAGUGAGUGUAAGCGUUCUAUUCUGGUUUUAAUAGCCGCAUUAAUUCAUGACAUUGUAUUAUUCACAGAAUUUCUCACACUUUAACUUUUGAUUCUUGAAUGUAAUGAAAAUCGGCAUAAAACUAUUUAAUAUGUAUUUUUAAACUGUACUAUAUAUAUAUAUAUAUAUAUAUAUAUAUAUAUAUAUAUAUAUAUAUAUAUAUAUAUAUAUAUAUUUUUUUUUUUUUUUGGGGGUGUGGGGGAAUUGUAAGAAUAAUACAGAUUUAUUAUAUUUUUAAUUUCUCUUUAAAAUUCUUGAAUAUCCCUGACACUUUCUCACCCUUUGAAACAGUGGCUCUCAGAUUAUUGUAUCCUCUUUUGGCUGAAGUUCGAUACCUCACAUUACUUAUUUUUUGGUGGCUAGAUUGAAGAGCAGGAGCAGAGUGGUGGUGGUUACAUUUGACCGUGCUGGUAGGCUCAUUUCGGAACCACUGCUCAUAAUGUAUGUACUACUUAUGCGUAUUUCUGAGUGUGGUGUUUUUGACACCUAGCAAUGAAAAGGCUAAUACAUUCCUGUAAAUGUAAUAAUCAGUUAUUAGGCCAUCAGAGUUUCCAUUUAGUUGGUCGCUUACUAAAAUAAAUCUAAACGUAAAUGUGAAAUUUCUACUAUGGAAACUAUAGCAAUUGCUGAAUAAUUAAUUUAAUAAAUCCAAUCCGUUUUGCUACUUCUGUGAUUUUCAUUUAGAAAUGGCUUAUUAACAGUCCCUCUGUUAUAAGGCAGAAAAUUAAGCUAUAGACUUACCUGGAAUCCAGCACCAAUGAAACUCCCAGCACUCAUCUCCAUGCCUCAUCUGAUGUCAGACCCUCCCUGGUGCAGUUCAAUCGAAUGCUUCUCACAGAGAAGCAAUUGAUUAGGCUUUACUCAAUGGCUCUGUGCGCUUGGUUGGAGCUGGUGAAGUGAGAGAAGGAUGGACAGGGAGGGAAGAGGACGGGAGAGCUUUAUUUAAGUAUUGAAAUUUUUUUUUUCAAAUCCUAAGGAGGUGGGGAAGACUGGGGAGAUGGCAAAGAAGAAAGGGAAACCAAGCACUGUCCCCGCUGACAACAGAAGUAUUUUUCCAGGCUGCCUAAGUCAUGUGCUGAGGGUGUAACUAACCCUUGGCAGUAGAGUGCAAAUAUCUCUGGAUGUGCAGCAUUUCAAGCAGAAACGUUACACUUACAAAUUCCUACCACCAUAAAUGUGAUGGAAUUUCGGUGAAAUGUAAAUUUAGUAGGCCGAGAUUUCCACAUGGCAUAUGUGUAUCUUGUAUCAGUUAGUUAGUUACACGUAGCUAAGAUACUGUCAUCAAUGUACUGAGUAUGUGCAGGAAUGCAGGAACUGAAAUUCCUUUGUUUCGGAUGAGCCAUGUGGUCUGCCCAUAUAAGGAAAUCCAAAUCCUGUCCACUGAUUGGUUAAGGGUAUGUGCGGGUGGAGCUAUUAAUGGGAGGAGUUAUAGUUAUAUAAAAAGCAUGUACUUGAUGUGUUUGUCCCUCAGACCUGUUUUGGAACGUUAGUUCAUCUGAGGCCCGAUCGGUAUGUUAAUAAAGACCUCUUACUUCCUGAAAACCUGCAUCCAUCUCUCUGUGUCUGGCUUCUGCAAGUUUACUCGGUUACAUCAUUGGUGCAUUGGUCGGGAACCUCAUCGCACGGAAGCUGGCGCAGAGAUUUGAGAUGGUAAACCUUUUUACCAACGUUCUCUACGGCAGCACCCCUGAACUUCUGCGUGCACAUCCCUUCAUCUCGGUGCCACUGGUCUGCUUCACCCAGGAGAUCAUCGGCCUUUACAUAGUAAGUACCGGGGUGCCCCGUCGAUGAGUGUGAGCCCGGGUUCAGGAACAAAGAGGUAAGACUGAUACCGUUAGAGCGGUAGGCCCAGAAGUGGUUUUAUAUUUGGAACCGUUAUUGGAUUGCCCCUCCCUCUGGAGGGAAGAAGCGAAGGCGCACCGCUUAUCUAUAAAUUAGACGUUCUGUAGUCAGCCCGUCUAAUAUAGGUGGUUUGGGUCAGGCUAAAUCUUGGUGUAAAUAGUUUAUGCCGGACACCAGUGUCCUGUCUUGACUAGCGUGUGUAGGUGUAAAUUUCAGUCGCUAGGUCGGGGAGGCCGGCGAGACUAAGCAGAUUUUGGUGUACAGUCCGUCUGCUAGUUCUCAACCUAUCUUGGCUAAGUGUGCAUGUUUGUAAAUUCAGCCACUAGACUAUUGAUAGAGUAGAUAGACUAAAUGGGUACUGUUGUAAAUUCCGCCCACUAGUUCGCUAUAUGUGGUGCUUGGGCAGCGUAGACUAACCGAAUCCUGGUGUAAAUAGUUUGAUAGUUCUCGAGGUCCUGGCCAAUUAAAAUAGUUGGGAUUAUUGUAAAUGUUUUUAAAUAUACUGUAGUUGGGGAAUUGUAUGUCCUGCUAGAAAGCUUGAGCUCUGCCGUCUAGUGGGAGUGUAAAUUGUAUGUAUACUGUAUAAUAGCGCACGGUAUUAUAACCAUUAACAUGUACUAUAACUACUGACGUUGUGUAAAAAUUACUAAAAACUGUUGUCUUAUGUUAUAUGUGUAACACCAUAACUGUUACUGAUCUGUGACUUUAAAACUGCAUUAUAACCACUUGCUAACCGUACCAUAACCACUGAUUGUAAAGAUAAGGCUACUAGAAUGGGAUGUAGUCGGUUAGUUAAAAGUUGAUUUAUAAUGUGGAUAAUUGUAGGGUUUGAUUUAUAGUUACAGGGACAAGUAUCUAAUGUUUGGUAAAUCUUUGUGAGUGAGACGUCGUGAUAUCACUGUAUGUACAAGAAUUCUCUGCGUGUUUUCGUGUGUGUGUUUGGCCUAGCAACUGUGCCACGUGGUGCUGUUGCCAGGGAAACAAGUGUGAUCGUUGGAAGUGUGUUUGGGGUAUUGUGUUUCUUUGUAUUAGACGCUCCGUUGCCAGUAUGGGUGCGUCUGACUCAAAGAUUGUUGAUCCCUUGUCGUGUAUGUUGAAAAACUUUGCAAAGGGAUAUGAAGUUUGUGAUUUUGGGGUGAAAUUAUCCCCAAAGCGUUUGACUACAUUAUGUAUUAGAGAGUGGCCUAUCUUGGUGACCGCAUGGCCUCCACGUGGUAGUCUUGAUCUAAUUCUGGUACAGCGUGUGCACGCGGCUGUAUCUAGUAGGCCUGAAUUCUAUGAUCAGUUUCCGUAUAUUGAUUGUUGGAAACAGAUUGUGGAAGAAUUGCCUAAAUGGAUUAAGGUAUGCCACGAGGAGCAAUGUCGCCUCAUGGUGGCCAGGACUUGCCUGUCCAUCAGGGCCGCAACCCAGCCCAUUUUAGACUCUCCCCCUGAGUCUGAACUUCCCUCCCCACCCCCUUACUCCUCCUCUAAGGUUAGAGGAGGUGCUGCUGGUGUUGCCACUCCCCCUUUCCCAUUGUCCCUGCCCACUCAUUCAUCUAGUUUAGGGCCCAGCCUACUUGCCCUGAGUCCUCCCCUUCCAGUACCUACCUCCACUAGUUCUAUAUAUCCGGAAUUAACGUCACUUCUGGUUCCUGGUCAGGCUCCUCCCAGCCCGCAACAUCCUGUUGACUGAACUUCCGCCUGGUAAAAUUAACCCGCCUCAUUCUCCUUACCUUACUACCCCUAGACCGGAACUUACUAUAAAACAGCCUUGCCGAAGUCCUAUAUUAACCCGACAGAUGACUGGUACCCUUCAACCCCGACAUUACCAAAUGCCCCUCCGACUUACACCAGGCCCAACACACGUUGAUGAAAAUGGCCAAAUACAAUGGGCAGAUCCAGUGUUUGUCUAUGUCCCCUUCACCACAACUGAUCUAUUUAAUUGGAAGACUCAUAACUCUUCGUAUACCGACAAACCUCAAGUCAUGACAGAUUUGGUUACCUCUAUUAUACAAACUCACAAUCCCACCUGGGCCGAUUGCCAGCAAUUAUUAUUAACUUUAUUUAAUUGUGAGGAAAGGACCCGGAUUACUCAAGCGGCUAUUAAAGCGCUUGAGGAAACUGCACGUACUCAAAAUCAGGCCAAUCCAGCUGCAGGGGCUGCAGCCCAUUAUCCAAAUGUGACCCAAAUUGGAAUGUGAAUGGUGCUGACAUGCCCCAAUUAAGGGCUUAUCGGGAAGCCAUUAUUGCUGGCAUGAAGGCAGGAGGGAAGAAGGUAAUCAAUAUGUCAAAGACGGUUGAGGUGUUGCAAAAUUUUGAUAAGUCACCUAGUGCCUUUUAUGAAAGAUUAUUGGAGUCAUAUAAAUUGUAUAAUCCUCUUAAUCCAGAGACCCCUGAGAAUUCUCAAAUGAUUAACUCAGCAUUUGUCAGCCAGGCCCAAGGUGAUAUUAAAAGAAAAUUGCAAAAGUUAGAGGGAUUUGUAGGGAUGUCCAUUAACUCAGUAUUUGGGAUCAUGGCAAAGACCUGUAGCUUAUAUAUCCAAACAGUUGGAUGCAGUGGCCAGUGGUCUUCCACCUUGUCUGCGAGCAGCGACCGCCACUGCCCUGUUGGUAGCAGAAGCUGACAAGCUCACAUUGGGUCAGGAACUCUAUGUGCGAGUACCUCAUGCAGUACAGACCCUAUUGGAUUACAAAGGAAAUCAUUGGUUUAGCAACAGUCGAAUUACCAAAUAUCAAGCUAUGUUAUGUGAAAAUCCAUGAGUAAACCUCGAAACUGUCAAUAAUUUGAAUCCAGCUAUCCUUCUGCCCCAGACUACUGAAAGUAAACAUGAUUGUUUGGAGGUAAUGGAUAAAGUGUUUUCAAGCAGGCCUGAUCUUCAUGAUUUCCCCAUCCAGAAUCCAGACAUACAGUAUUAUACAGAUGGUAGUAGUUAUGUGAAAGAAGGUAUACGUUAUGCAGGGUAUGCGGUAACAACUAUAGACAAGGUGAUAGAAGCAUGGCCACUUUCGAAAGGGACAUCAGCACAGAAGGCGGAUCUGAUUGCAUUAACAAGGGCCUUGCAAUUAGCUGAAGGGUUGAGAGUGAAUAUUUACACAGAUUCAAAAUACGCUUUUCUAACCACCCAUGCCCAUGGAGUAUUGUAUAAAGAAAGGGGAUUGUUGAAUUCAGAAGGGAAAGAAAUCAAGUAUGAAGCAUAAAUACUCCAACUGUUAGAGGCGGUAUGGGAACCGAAGGAAGUCUGUAUUAUACAUUGCAGGGCACAUCUGAAAGGUAAUAGUGAUGUAGUAAAAGGAAAUUGCGUGGCCGAUAGUGCAGCAAAACAUGCUGCUGAAUCCGGGCAAGAGGAAUAUGUGGGGUAUGUUGCUGCCCUUGUGCCGGCACCUCUGUCUCAAUGGACUCCGAUAUAUAGAACCCAAGAGAUGGAUUGGUUGAAGACUGAAGCUGUGAAAUACUUGGAGAAUAAUUGGUAUCAGUUAGAAGAUUGAAGAAUAGUUAUUCCGACAUCUCUGGCAAUAGAUAUUGUUCAGAACUUCCAUAAUGGUAUACAUUCAGGAAGAGAUAGUAUGGAAGAAUCUCUCAGGAAACAUUGCUACAUACCAAGAUUAUCCAAUCUUACUCAAACUUUUGUUCGAAGAUGUGUUUUGUUUGCUCGAAACAAUGCAAGACAAGGCCCUGUCAAACCCCUUGGAGGACUCCCAAUGUCAGAUUUGCAAAUAGACUACACUGUAAUGCCUAAAUUUGGGGGAUAUCGUUACUUGUUGGUAGCUGUGUGUACCUACUCAGGUUGGGUAGGAGCUUGUCCAACUUGUACAGAAAAGGCAGGAGAAGUUGUAUGAUUUCUGUUGCGAGAAGUUAUACCCAGAUAUGGACUUCCGUGUUCUAUCGGAUCAGACAAUGGUCCAGCCUUUAUCCAUCAGUGUUUACAACAAUUGACUCAUGUGCUUGGUAUUAAGUGGAAACUUCAUACAGCAUGUAGACCUCAGAGUUCUGCAAAGGUGGAAAGGAUGAACAGAACAAUAAAAACCCAGUUGGCUAAAAUGUGUCAGGAAACUCAGCUCAAGUGGAAUGUCCUUUUGCCAAUAGCUCUGUUGCGGAUACAUAGUACUCCUACCAGAAGAAUGGGUCUGUCUCCCUUUGAAAUCGUGUAUGGGCGUCCACCUCCCAUACUCUAAGGGGGGACUUGAAUCAGUUGGGUGAAGGAAGUACUUGGCAGCAGGUUGUAGAGUUGGGUAAAACUAUGGAGUAAGUACAGAAAUGGGUGCAAGAUAGGUUAUCUGUGAACAUAUAUCCACCUGUUCAUUCCUAUCAACCGGGAGAUCGUGUGGAUAAAAGAAUGGAAUAUUGUUCCAUUAGGUCCAAAGUGGAGGGGUGCUUAUUUUGUUCUUUUAUCUACUCCAACAGCUGUAAAGGUGGCAGAAGUGACUCAAUGGAUUCAUCAUUCUAGGGUUAAACCAGCGGCAGAUUCUUGGCAAGCUAUUCCAGAUUCUGAAAAUCCUUGCAAGAUCCGGUUAAAGCGGGUAGCUCAGUCGGAGUGAGAAAUAACACGAGGAGAUAUUGGGACAUCUUAGUUGAAAGUAACAACAGAAAUCAGCAAGUAGGUGUUUUGACAGCCAUAACAAAGCCUGACCACCUACCUACAUGUCAUUGCCAGAGUGUCUCGAAGGGACCUCUGUGAAGAAAAGUGAGAAUCAGAAGAACAACAAUCCAUGCAGCCCUCACAAUCGGGAAGCUGAGGUGACGUCGCGCGGUCGAAGAGUAGAAAUGAGGACUUUUGAAAUAAUGUUAUAUUAUGUGUUUAGGCAUUUUUGUGAUUUUUCAGGAAGGUAAAGGUGGGGACAUGCAGAGUUGUGUUAGCUGCAUUAAGACUACAAAAACAGGUAACCAAAUAUCCCAAACUCUCAUUUGGCACUCACAGUAUGAGUGUAGGGGAUCUGUAUCUAAGUGUAGAUAUUUACAUAUAGAUUACAGUGUGUGCAAACCAAUAUCAGGAGAGCCUAAAUGUUUUCAUCCCCAACUCCAACCCCGUACAAUUUGGUUGGUAAUUCGGAAUAGUAGCUCCCAGGGGACCUUUAUAAAUAGGACUGUGAUAAAUACCUUACUUUCUACGGGCAUUCUACUAUUUGAUUCAUGUAAGGCGAUCUCUGGUAGUGGAAAACCUUGGAAUGUAUGUGGUAAUCUUAAAUGGGAACGAACUUAUCGGUUUAAUGAUAAAUAUUUAUGUACCAGUAAGAGAUCUACUGAUCCUGAUUGCCCAAAUAGGGAUUAAAAUUUUUGUCCAUAUUGGUCUUGUGAUUUGCGGGUGGGCAACCUGGGGAAAAACAGUGGAUCAAGAUAUGAUUAUCCAAAGGUUGCCCUGUCUAUGGAAUGUAAUCCUGUCCAUAUGACCACCUCUAAUCCACAACAUUUUAUUGAUUAGUUUGGAAAUCUAUUUGGGUUCCAAAUAUAUGGCACAGGAGUAGACUCAGGGACCAUAAUAUAUGUAGGACUUGAAACUGAGACGAUAGCAACUCAAACUCAUCAGGUUUUUCAUUCCUUCUAUGAGGAGAUGAGUGUUGAGGAUAAAAUUCCCCAUAAUGUUAAGAACCUAUUUAUUGAUUUGGCUGAGAGUAUUGCGGGUAGUCUUAAUGUAACUAAUUGCUUUGUAUGUGGAGGUACUAAUAUGGGAGACCAGUGGCCAUGGGAGGGAAAGGAAGUAUGGUACCCUGCUUCUGAGACAGAUGAACAACAAAUACUUUCUCAGUCUCAUCAUCAAGUGAGUACUAGAGGUAAAUCAGAGUGGCGGUUAAAAACCUCCAUUAUAGGUCAUGUAUGUUUAGCCAGGAAAGGGCCAUUGUAUACCACACCUGUUGGCGAGUUAAUAUGUCUAGGACAGAAAGCCUAUAAUGCCGAGACUAAAGAUACUACUUGGUGGUCAGCUUCAAAUGUCUCAGAGCCUACUAAUCCGUUUGCCAAUUACACCCAUUUAAAAGAGGUAUGGUUUGACUUAUCUGCUACAUUCAAUUGGAAAGCCCCAGCGAAUUUAUAUUGGAUCUGUGGUAAGAAAGCAUAUUCAGAGUUACCACAAGAUUGGGAAGGGGCAUGUGUAUUGGGUAUGCUCAAACCAUCCUUCUUCCUGUUGCCAAUUGAGACAGGAGAGACCUUGGGAGUUAAAGGACCACUAUAGUGCCAGGAAAACAUACUGGUUUUCCUGGCACUAUAGUGCCCUGAGGGUGCCCCCACCCUCAGUGUCCCCCUCCCGCCCGGCUCUGGAAAGGGGAAAGGGGUUAAAUCUUACCUUUUUCCAGCGCUGGGCGGAGAGCUCUCCUCCUCCGAUCCUCCUCUGUUCCUCCCCGUCGGCUGAAUGCGCAUGCGCGUCAAGAGCUGCGCGCGCAUUCAGCCGGUCACAUAGGAAAGCAUUCAUAAUGCUUUCCUAUGGACGCUUGCGUGCUCUCACUGUGAAAAUCACAGUGAGAAGCACGCAAGCGCCUCUAGUGGCUGUCAAUGAGACAGCCACUAGAGGAUUAGGGGGAAGGCUUAACCCAUUCAUAAACAUUUUUUAUGAAAAAAUGGGUUAACCCUAGCUGGACCUGGCACCCAGACCACUUCAUUAAGCUGAAGUGGUCUGGGUGCCUAGAUUGGUCCUUUAAGGUUUAUGAUGUAAAUCAUAAAAACAAGCGAGCAUCCUUGAAUAUAGGUAGCUGGGAAGAUGAGUGGCUUCCCCAACGCAUUAUUAAAUAUUAUGGACCUGAUACUUGGGCAGAAGAUGGUACCUAUGGAUAUAGAACCCCAAUAUAUAUGCUCAACUGUAUUAUAAGACUACAGGCGGUGGUUGAGAUUAUCACUAAUGAGACAGCUCAAGCACUUAAUCUUCUAGCUAAGCAAAAUACUCGGAUGAGAUCAGCCAUCUAUCAAAAUAGAUUAGCUCUGGACUACCUAUUAGCAGUAGAGGGAGGUGUAUGCGGAAAGUUUAAUCUUAGCAACUGUUGUUUGCACAUAGAUGAUGAAGGGCGGGCAGUGGCUGAACUUACAAGCCACAUGGUUAAACUGAUGCAUGUACCUACUCAGGUCUGGAGUGGGUAUAAUCCUAGUAGUUGGUUUGGAAGUUUGUAUGAGCAGCUUGGAGGGAUUAAGGCGUUAGUAGGAGGAGUAGUAUUUAUUAUAUUCUUAUGUCUCUUUCUGCCCUCCCUAAUUCCAUUAGUGGUCAGAUCUAUACGUAAUAUCAUAGAGAGUACUAUAGAAAAAAAGACAGCUGCUCAUGUAAUGGCUGUCUAUAGAUAUGAAUCCCUAGCCCAAAGAGAACAUAUUCAGGAUGAAGAAUGCUGAAGGAGUUUGUGAUGAUGCUAAGAUGCUUACAAGGUCUGCUCUGGUCCAAUGGCUACUUGAGAGGUGUUGGUAAACUAUGAUUGGUGAUGCAUCUGGAAUAAUUUUGUAUCAGAGGUAUCAAAGGGGGGAAUGUGAUGGAAUUUCGGUGAAAUGUAAAUUUAGUAGGCCGAGAUUUCCACGUGGCAUACGUGUAUGUUGUAUCAGUUAGUUAGUUACACGUAGCUAAGAUACUGUCAUCAAUGUACUGAGCAUGUGCAGGAAUGCAGGAACUGAAAUUACACUCCUUUCUCCUUUGUUUCGGAUGAGCCAUGUGGUCUGCCCAUAUGAGGAAAUCCAAAUCCUGUCCACUGAUUGGUUAAGGGUAUGUGGAGCUAUUAAUGGGAGGAGUUAUAGUUAUAUAAAAAGCAUGUACUUGAUGUGUUUGUCCCUCAGACCUGUUUUGGAAUGUUAGUUCAUCUGAGGCCCGAUCGGUAUGUUAAUAAAGACCUCUUACUUCCUGAAAACCUGCAUCCUUCUCUCUGUGUCUGGCUUCUGCAAGUUUAUUCGGUUACAUAACCACUUCAAAAAGCAGACAAGGUCAUGGUAGUUGGUGUAACCAUUUAAACCUGUACAUUUACUCAAACAGAUGAUACAUACACAAUACAUUAAACCCAACUCAAUUUGCCCAAUUCAUCUUGACUGCUCUUCUAUAUCAAGGAAUAUUGUUCUCUAGGAAAGCUUACCGAGAGAGUCUGACUUAGUUUGAUCUCAGCUUGCACUUGCAGUUUUCCACAUUGAGCUGUAAGUCCCUACCUAGUGUUCUGCAACCAUUCCCUGCUCACAAUCUUAUACAGUGGUUGUAAUGUUUGAGCUAUGUUUCUGAAGAUGCUCACUGCUUUAAAGAAUUGUCCGUUUCGGGGUUCUGUGCAUAUUUUGCAAAGUCUUCUGAUUGUGCCUUUACUGCUUGAUGUACAGUAACCCAGGAGUGCAGCAGAAGUAUGUUAUAUUAACUUAAAACUGUUCAAUACAGGUGCUGCCAUCCCGUUUAUUCAGCUCUUGGGGCUUUACCUUCCAGAUAAGAGUGCAACACUGAUCAGUUGAGAAUCCUGCGAGAUAAUGUCUCACAAUGAAUGAGAUAUUGUCUGAUUCUCCAAGCUGUUGCUAGCGACAUCGGUGGAAAUUGACGGCAGAAGCUCCUAAAUGCCAUGUGUACCCUGGCACAAUUGUGCAAUCUCUGAAGUGUGGCUAUAAAACCUAGAGCUCUGUGAAUAGAGGCUAUAUUGCUUUAGGUAAAGUCAAUAAUUUUCAUCACAUCCAAUCAGUGUAGAGCCUCUAAUGGGUCAAUUCUGAGACGUAAAAUAUAUUAGAAAUCCGAAAGACAUUUCUUUUUUCUGAACUUUAUACACUAUUAAACGUGGAGUAAUGACUAUGUUGUACUCUAGUUUUAAAUUGGUCGUUGCAUAUUUAACAUAUGUCAGACGUUUACAAAUGCUUAAAGAAUUUAUGAGACAUAUUUUGGUGCUGGGGCAAAGGUACAUAAACAGUUCUAAAAUUCUCAGGAGAGAAAAAACUCCCUUUUAAAAGAUCAUUAGUUCCUAGUUGACCUCUUUGUGAUUUUAGGCCAAACAUGACGAUGAGCAUUCUGUGAAAUUCAUUAUGGAAACAAUUUUCAGUGUGCAAGUAAAGGACAUGUUUGAUUGAAAAAUCCCAUGCAUGGUGAUUUAUUUUAAUAACUAAACCAGUGAGUUGAUGGUUGAGUUUCAAAUUGGUUAUGAGCACAUAGGGAUUUAAAGGUACACGCUAGGCACCAUAACCACUUUCUAUAGUGGUUAAGGUGCCUGGAGUGCCCUGGCACUAGUUCACUAAUCAGUGUUAAACUGUUUCUGCCUACACCACAGCCCCAGUUGCACUCUGCCCUAGCCAUACCAAUAGUAGAAAUGGGCAGCUGAGAUAAGCUGAUAGUGGUUUAACAGUAAACCGUGGAACAGCGCCAGGGUGUCCAUGCACCAUAACAUCAUCGAAUAGAUUAAGUGGUUAUGGUUUCUAGAGUUCACCUUAAUCACUAAACUAAGGACUGUUGAGAAUUGACAAGAUAAAUAGAAAUUUUACAUCAAAAUAUCAAAACUGGUAUUAUUCACAAACUGCUAUUAAUCCCUUCCCCACCAGCACCCAUCAGUUUGAUCUAAAAUUGGCUAUUUCCAUGUUAUUCUCCACAAUUCCCAGUUUCUUAAAUAAACCUUGAUGUUUUUGUUAGUAAUUUGUCAAAUUGUUAAUUCUCAUUAUACAUAUUCUUUACUUUUAGGUUAUUUUACUUUGACAAUAAAACCAAGAAUGUUAACAAAUUUACACGUGUUAAUAUGUUUUUAAAUCUCUUUUAGGAUUUCUGUUUGCUGCUUGUCACGCCUUGGAAAACACAACAUCCAUACACAGUGGUAAGUUCAACAACAUAUUCAUUUUUACUAACCUGAGCAAUUGAUCUCAUAAAAAAAAAACAUGACCGGGUGCAAUUUAAGGUAAUUAUAUACCUGUCCUAGUUAUACCAACUGUUUGUUUGUUUUGUUUUUUCUUUUCAAUCUAGUAAUAAAAUGUUAUUUGUAGUUUAGUGUCUUGUGGUAGUGCAGGUGAAAUAAAUAUAACCAGAGAUUUACAUAAUGUUUCUUUUGUUGUUCACUACCCCUGUGGUACUUUUGUAUUUAGUAAAACCUUAUAUGGUGGCUCAUCAGUAACCGUACACAAUAGCUAAGUAAAUAUGUGUAUAUAAAUAUCAUUUGCUACCAGCUGUUUGUAGACUCUUAAUUCAUGUUAAUGUUACAAUAAUAAGAACUUUCUACUAUGGUGAUAAUCAGUGCUAUUUCAAGACAGUAUCAAGUUAUGUCACUCCAGUGGGUAUUAGAAUGGGACCACAUGAUUGGACAGGUAAAGAAAGAUUUGUGUCACUUUAGGAUCACAUCUCGCUACUCCCUCGUUAGGGUUUCACAGGAGCAGAGCUCCAGGAUUGUAAGGGAAUGUUUGUUCAUUCUCAACUGUUGAAAAGCUACAGAAUUGUUUCUCAUACAUUACAUGAGUUGCGAGGUAUCAUCUAAUUACAAAUUGCUUGUGUGUAAUGAGCAUAAUGUGUCUGCUUGGUUGUUGAAUAUCUAAGUUAUUGCUCUCCACUUUAGAGUUCGUAUGUUCCGUCAUCAAAGAAUAACUUUGCCUAGACUCUGCCUGAGAUCCUGCCUCAGAAUAGCUGCGAUUUGGACUGAGUGUAGACAGAAGAAUUUACUUGACAUACCGGACAGGAGAGUAACCACACCGAUAAUGUUACAGUCGUCACUGAAUGGCAGGGAGUGCAGAUGAUCUAAUUAUAGAGCCUUUUAACACAGAAUGUUGAUGAUUAGUUGGACCUCAGCCACUAGGAAUAUUAUACGCUGUAUAUUAUAGCUGUCCUGAGAAUAGCCUAUUAAAUGUAUGAUGUAAUGCUACUGGACCUGUAGAUUUUACAAUACAAACAUUCAAUGUUCUCAAUUAGUCCUUACUGGUUCAUUAAUUUGUUUAUAUAGUGUUGUGCAUAUAUCAACAAACAGCCAAGUUACAUCAACAUCUUUAUGUAUCAUACCUGCUGUCCUUCACUAUGCCAUCUAUUGAUGCCUACACCAUAAGUGUGACACUUUACGUAUUAACUAAAGGCACAUUUAUGCUACUUGUAAAGUUAACAAAAUCUUUAGUAUCACUCUCGUAUUAAAGUAUAUUCUGGGGCGUAGAUGAUGCCAUUAUAUAUCUCCAUGGUUCUCACUUCAUAUAUCAUGGGUUUGAAGUAUAUGUUGAAAAGACGCUGCCAAGAAUUGACCGUGCAACCUUUAGUGGAAUAGGUAAGUGUACUAUCUUAUCCGCAAUCCAUAACAGAAUACUUGGAAAUAAGACACUUGAAUCAUAGCUUUACCAUGAUCACUAUUUGGACUGCAUUCUUGCUAAUGUGCGUUUUGGGGAACCCCCAGUCCUGUACGUUGCCGCUAUUGGUAAUAAAUCUCUGUUGGAUACAAACACAUGAAGCUCUUUUGAAGAGUGUGGUCCACACCAUUUAUUUCAGAGUUUUUUUUAGUUUUUCUGAAAAUGUGCUCUUUGUCUCUCAUUUAUAGAGCGCUGCUUGAUGUUGUUGGUUUUAUAUAUAUUAAACUAAUUUUCAUAUGCCCACCCAGAAUCAUUUGAGGUAGUAACAUCACUGCAAAUUUGUGAUUUCUGUGGGAAAAGCAAGUCUUAUGGCUGUGCAGAUUUUUGUUUAACAUUGUAAUAUAUAUAUCUCUAUCACUAUAUAACCAGUGAAAAUUCAGCCCUGAGGAGUAAAAGUUCAUCCCUAUUUAGUGUGGCGUGGGCCCUCUAGACAUGCAUUGCAAGUAGCAUUUAGGACUAAUUGGUAGCGUAGGUCUUGAAAUUUUGAGCACUAUUAAGACAAUGUGUUGUAUGGUUAUACUGUAAUGAUGAUUUCAGUCUAUUGGUAUAUUCAGUUUGUUGAUGUGCUUUAUGUGUCUGGAGUCUGUCACAUCAGUUUAUAAAAGUGCUGAUUCCAAUAAAAAUUUACAUUUUUCUAUUUGUGGCAGAAACACUUCUCUGGCUGUCAAUCAUAAAGCAAUAGAGGCUUUAUUUGUGUUCCUUUAGCACCAUAAACCUAAUGGAAGCACGCUGCACUAGCAUGUCUGCAUUUCCCCCUUCUUAAAGUUCUGUAUUUAUGGCCUAUUGAGAAGCAUUGGAUCACUAUAAGAACAAGUGAUCACACAUGUCUCAAUAAGAAGCUUCUGAUUGGAGUAUUCCCCAGCAUAUACUUUCAAAAUGGGAGGACAUGCAAAGGAUACUGACGGCAGGACUGUAGCUUUUAAAAGCUGGUUUAGAUAUACCCCCGAUGGAAAAAUGCAGAAAUAUAAUCCUGCACGAUUUCAAUAGAAAUAGUUCUCCAAAAUUGUUCAAAUGUAAAAAGAAAUUCAAAGCAAUGUUCCUUCAAAUUGUAUAAACUGUAACGUAUCUACCCCUGGAUAUAUGUAAUGUAUACAUUUUCACAUAUAUGUUGAAAUGAUUGGAAGCCUGGAGUAAUGGUAUAUUAAGAUAGAUAUACAUAUAGAUAUAUAGGACAAUUUAAAACACAAAAAACUGUCAUGUAGGACAAGCUAUUCUGAGAUUAAAGGUAUGUAGCAGAUUAGAAAGAGUUAGUUCUUAUCUAUGCUCCUGGUUCAUUUGUUCUUGUCUUUAAAUUGUAAGUUCCUCCUUCAGGUCCUUUAGUCUACAUGCUGUUAAUAGCAAGGUUUCUAGUAUCAGAGAGCAGACUGUGUACUCCGUUUGAUCUGAACAUUUGUUAAUGCUUGGCAGUUGCAGAUUCUCACCUAUGCCUUCAUGAAGCAGAUUGUAAGAGCUCACAUAAUAGGCAGUAUGUCAUGUGUGUUUAAUCACUAGGUCACUGUUCUUGCUGCACUACUGCUGUAUAUUUACUUUCAGCACUAAAGUGUGAGUUUUUCCACCUUCAAAUAAGGACCAUCUAGGUCAGUGAUGGCGAACCUUUUUGAGCCUGAGUACCCAAACCACAAUACAUGCCAACUUUCUUUUCCUCUAAGUGCCAACACGGCAAUUGAACCUGAAUACUGAGGUUUAAGUUUAGAAAAAAACAACUUGUACAGUUGUCUGAACUAAUUAACAUAUUUUGUUUUAAAAGAAGAACACAACAGAGAGUUCAAUGAUACAAAUUUUAAAUAGUGAUAUAGAUAAAAUUAAGCUUAUAUUUAUUCGUAUCUCCAACAAAUGCAAUACAUACAUACAAUACAUACACAUAGACUGCUAAAUACUGUCACAGACUGCUAAAUACUGUCACAGACUGCUAAAUACUGUCACAGACUGCUAAAUACUGUCACAGACUGCUAAAUACAGUCACAGACUGCUGAAUACAGUCACACACAGACUGCUGAAUACAGUCACACACAGACUGCUGAAUACAGUCACACACCGACACACACAGACUGCUGAAUACACAUACAGACCGCUAAAUAUACAUACACACACAGUCCACUGAAUAUGCACACUGCUGAAUACACACAGAAUGCCGAGUACACACAUACACAGACAGACUGCUGAAUACAUAUACACGGACUGCUGAAUACAUACACACACACACACACAGUCUGCUGAAUGCACACACACACAGACUGCAUUGAGGGGUGCAGUGUUUGUGUAUACGGGUGCGGAGUGUGUGUGGAGUGCUGUGGGUGUGAGUGGGGGGUGCUGUGUGGGUGUGCCUGAGAGGUGCUGUGUGGGGGUGAUGGGGGAAGGGGUUCUGUGUGGGGGUGAUGGGGGAAGGGGUUCUGUGUGGGGUGAUGGGGGGAAGGGGUUCUGUGUGUGGGGGUGAUGGGGGAAGGGAUUCUGUGUAGGGGUGAUGGGGGAAGGGAUUCUGUGUGGGGGUGAUGGGGAAGGGGUUCUGUGUGGGGGUGAUGGGGGUAGGGGUACUGUGUGGGGGGAGGGGGAAGGGGUACUGUGUUGGGGGAGGGGAAAGGGGUACUGUGUGUGGGGGGAGGAGUGCUGUGUGUGUGUGGGGGGGUGGUAAAGAUACAUUUAAAAAAGGAGAUACAUAAAAUCCCCCCUCCCUCCUUCUUACCUUUGGUACACAGCCAGCCCUGGUGGUCCGGUGGUGGUAAGUAUGUGUGUCUGGCUGCAGUUCUGUCCUCCCACGCAAUGCUGUGUGGAAUGUUGCCAUGGAAAUGUGCGGCAACACUCAAAACAACCUGCUUGCAGGAGGACAGGAGAGCUGCCAUAGGUUCGCCAUCACUGAUCUAGGUUGUCUCAAGCUUUUACUUGCAAAUUCUGGGCAUUUCCUGCAAAAUGCCACAACCCCUUUAAAUGGUUCUACUUAAGCCAAACUUUGCAGAGUGUUACAUAAGGAUGAAUAACGCAACAUCUCGUCUGUCUUUUAAGAAAAUCAUAUAGGAUGGCUCCAAAAUAAACAUGGUGGAGUUUAGUUAGCCAGGCAGUAGUUGAUGAGGACAAAAUAUUUUUCACUGGUAUGAAAGGGCCUAACAGAUCAUGAGAUAAGAAGAAAAACGUAGGAGAAAGACAAGUUUUUAUAUUGCUCAUUAAAGCUAACUUGAUGCAAAUGUACCAACAGUCCCGAAUUUGCCCCAGACAGUCUCGCAUAUUGGAGUUUUGUCCCAGUAAAAAUAGCUUCUGGACACUUGUCCUGCGUUUUGAAAUCUGGCAGAUUUCAAAAUGCAGCAGGGGACUGGACAAUAGGACACAGAGCUUCAGCAACACUCUGUACUUGGUCUAGCUUGAGGUGGCAGGCAGUCAGUCAGCCUGGCCACCGUCUCUAGAUAAGGUCUGCACUGUGCAGCCUGCGCUCUCCCCUGAAGGUGGGCAGGGAGGAAUAGCAGGCAUGCUGAUGUCACUCAUAUGGUUCUGGACCCAACACUGGUUCUUGAUGGGAGCAUGUUUACUGGGAAAUUAAUCUCUGUCAUCGGUUUGUUUCCCCCAAUGGACUAAGAAUAUUUAUGUUAUGAAGGAUCACAAAGAAGAGAAAUUAGAGUGAAAUAUACAAUAAAUGACCUCAAUCAAAAAAUCUGCUUGUCCUUAAAAAGUGUGAGCACACAGUACCAUACCAAUGAGAUGUUCAACUAUGUUGUAACAUCUCUACUGAUCUCCUACUAUCACACAUGCUAGUCAUAGUGAGGAUAUCAGUGCAUUUUGUCUGUAUGUGUGCAGGGUGAUGUACAAUGCUCAGGGAAUUGCUGUUUCUGUCCACAAAAUUAGACAUGCUGUAUUUCUGCACCCUACUUUGUUAAUGGAGCUUGUCCCAAUGCAUUCCGCCUUGUUCACAUUCCAAGUCACUUUCAUUCUAUAUAAACUCUUGCGCUGGGUUUUCGGAUUUUGUGUCAUUGAUAUAGCCUGAGUGAGCUACUUUUUGUGUAUUUCAUGUUUGCAUUUUAUGAACAAAAGAAAAUCCUAUUCUCAAUUAUUAUUAAUAAUUAAUUUACUUCCAUAUUACUAGCACCUAUUAGAUUUUCUUAUAUUGAGAAUAAUCUUUGCCAAGUCCUACCAUUAUUUAAUAUUCUUACUGUAAUAGUACACGCCAUCUCCUUUGGUUGGUUAAGCAAUGAGCCUAAAAACAAGUAACCCUUUACAAUUUCCCCCCUCUAUUGAGUGUGCUUUUUAGUGAGCCUUUCAAAAAGUCAGCAUUUCCCUUUAUACUACUUUAAUUCCUUUUGUGCCUAACAUAUUUCAUUGUUAAUUGUUACUUAAGAUGGGAUCUCCAUAAUGAAUACAUUUUAUGGUUAAUUCUUUCCUUUUGCGCUACUUCUAAGAAUGAAUAGGAGUGCCAAAUGGGUAUUUAGCAGGUUAGGAACACUUUAAUAAAUUAUUGUAGAUUUUGGCAGAAGAUUACGAUUGAUUUCACCGACAAAAGCAAACCGGCUCUUCCCAUUUAAUUUCCAUAUGAAGAAGCAUCAUUGAAGUAACAGAACAAGUAAGAGAAGUGUGUGUGUGUGUGUGUGUGUAUGUGUAUAUAUAUGUGUGUGUGUGUGUGUGUAUAAACUAAAGAUGCAGUUUUCCUGUAUUCAAGGUGAAAAUAAUUGAGAAAUUUUAAUAGGACACAGAUCACAUUGUCACUAAUCAUGCUACAGGUGUGUAUAGUAUCGUUGCUAGAAAGUCACCUGUCUAUGACACUGUUUCUUUUAGCGUUGAUUAGUCACUGUGGUCACUGCAGCCUAGCCAUUCAUCUGCAUGCUGCAGUCUUAGUGGUGACUGUGUAAUGAUUAAAUUACGCUUAUUGAAUUAUAGAUAUAACAAUAUAUCCUUUGCUGCAUUUAGAUGGAAGCAUUUUCUGAGAGCUAGCAAUUCACACAUUAUAAAGUAUUUGGUAUUAGUAUAACAUUUUCCUCACUAACCAUAGUGAAGUUGUCCAUUUUUUUUUUUAGAAAGGUGUUGUGUGUAUCCAUGAGCACAAGCCAGUGUAACAUUUGGGACAAAGAUUAGGGAUAGUUUUUUUGUUUGUUUGUUUUUUUUCUUAUAUCAUGACCUCAAUGACCGGUCAUUAGUCAUGUAAGGGUUAAAGUGUUCCUGUAUAGGAACUAGCAUUAAACAAUUGUUUGUUUUUAGCCCAUGCCAUGGAGUUUACUUAGUUUGUGUUUUAAUUCAUAUUUAUCACAUUUAAAGUGGCCAAAAUGUAGAUCCACAGUUAUUAUAGUACUACAACUUACAUGAUAGCAGCCCUAGUGAACAAGACCUUUGAGAUAUAGCAUGUCUUCUUUUUUUACAUCUCAGUAUAAAAAAAAGAAAAAAAAAAUAGUUUUACAUUGAAAUACAUUUUCAACGUAUUGGGAGCAUUUUCUGGAUGAGAGUCAAGACUGUUGAAUUCUGAAUGUGUAUGGUUUGACAUUAGAUCCCAGGGAUCAGGUUGUGUAACCCAGGUAGUUACAGAGGGCGUAAUGAACAUGUAACACUUAACAGGGAGAGAAUAUGCAAACCAGCGUCUUCAAUGAAAGUGUUGGCCCUUGCGAAUACGGGCAUAAUUGAAAUGUUUAGGUUAGUGAGCGUAGUUUUUACCCUCUUUGAUUUUCUUUGCGUUGCUCUUGGUCCACAAAGAAAUGGUUAAUAUGUAGCAAGCUGGGUACCUCCAAAACAUGCUGCUGUCUGCUGUAAAUUUCUGGUUAUUUUGCACAUCCAUUUUACCCAUCUUUUUUCUGGCAGCACAGUGCAGGUGUGUAUGAGGAUUUUUAUGAAUUCUAAUAGCCAUGAUUAAUGACUUUGGUCUUAUUUGAUGUGGCAUCUCGCAAAAAUAUUGGGACAUAAUUGCCAUUCAUCAACGUAAUGGAGUCAUGUAGGAUCAAAGUGAGCUAAUGGAAAAGAUAAGUAAAUAUUCACCAUGCAUAUUAGUGAACAGAGAAAUACAAUAUUUACAUAGUAUCAAAAUAUAGUAUUGAUAAACUGCAGGGUUCCUCAGCUCAGAAUUUCUAAAAAGGGCGAUACUUCAUAAUACCUUGUGUGGCCAAGGAUCCACAGUGAUUACUAUGGCUCAGUUCUAAUCAUCACAGUUUGAGUAUUUUUUUCACUAGAACUAACCACUAAAGAUAGUGGGGAAGUAAGUGCUUUAUUGGGAGCUGGUGCUGCAUUGUUCUAACGUGGCCAGUUUCUCCAGGUAAACAAGCCUCUGUGUGCUCUGUAAAGAUUGCUAGGUACUUCUUUUUUGAUAAUCUUUAUUUAGUUGUACAAAUAGGACAAGAAAUAAAGUUCAAAAGGAACAGAAAGACCAUCAAUGCGUGAUCCGUAUAGAAGUCAUUUUAUAAGUUAAAUGGCUAAACUCUCAGCACAAAAGCUUUCAACUUCAGCUACAGUAGAAUUGUAUCAAAUAACUAUGUUGGACCUCAUGUUUUUUUGUUUUGUUUUCUUAAAUGCCAAAUAAAAUAGUUGUUCCUAUGAUGCAACAAAAUUCUCCUAAUUUUUUCUGAGGGUUUUUUGAUUCUCAUGUCUGCUAUUGACAUCCAUUGAAAGCAUUCUGUUUUGUAGGUGCAAUUACCAGUUUCAAUGGCCUGAUAUGGACAUUUCACUAUGAUUAAAAUAAGUUUGGAAAUUUUCAAUUAAAGGACCACUCUAGGCACCCAGACCACUUCAGCUUAAUGAAGUGGUCUGGGUGCAUGGUCCAGCUAGGGUUAACCCAUUUUUUUAUAAACAUAGCAGUUUCAGAGAAACUGCUAUGUUUAUAAAUAGGUUAAUCCAGCCUCUAGUGGCGUUAAUCCAGCCUCUCAUUGACAGCCGCUAGAAGCGUUUGUGUGCAUCUCACUGUGAAAAUCACAGUGAGAAGACGCCAGCGUCCAUAGGAAAGCAUUAUGAAUGCUUUCCUAUGAGACUGGCUGAAUGCACGAGCAGCUCUUGCCGCGCAUGCGCAUUCAGCCGAAGAGGAGGAGAAGAGCUCCCCGCCCGGUGCUGGAGAAAGGUAAGAUUUUAACCCAAUCCUCUCCACAGAGCCCUAUAUUACUUAAUAAAGCUGCUUAAACUGAGUAUGUUUUCCUGGCACUAUAGUGGUCCUUUAAUAAAUCAUCAUACUAUUUGUGCUUGUCAGUUGCCAUUCUUCUUGACUGAAUACCUUUUUCAUUUUAUCCGAGAAGUUUUGCUCUGUAACCCUUAUAUUUUUGUACUUUAUGUAAUGCUUCUUUCUAGAAAUUCAGUUUCUUCAAUUCAUCACCGGAUUUAUUUAAGGUCUUCUGACUUCUUCACAUAACUUUUUUAUAGAGUGUUGUUUCAGACCAAAAAGAAGAAAUGCUUCACUGGUAUUUUUUCAUAUUAUAAAAUCUAUAGAGUAUGACAUACUUGUAAAAGACAAGAAAUUCAAAGCAACAUACACACUGCUACUACUGUUCCUCGGUUUUGUUUCGUUUUGUUUUGGGGGUUUUUUGUCAAAGAUUUUUGAAGGAGUUUUUACAAAAAAUAAAUAGUACUGUAUAAGUGUUACUCAAACCUUCUUUUUUUAUUUUUUACUUACAACAAUGAUCGGGAGAAAUAGUGGGAAGUUAGGACAGGAUACAAAAACAUAGUGGAGGGUAUAAGGAGGGGGGACAGCUGCAGUUUAGGAUGGAGGGAGGGCAGACACAAACUUCCAUUACGCUUGUCACCAUCGCGCUUAAAAUAUGCACAGAGUUAACAUUUGGCAUUCCGGAAGAGCGUUCCGGAGCUGCCACUGUCACUUCUGCAGGGGGUGUAACUAACCCUCGGCACAUAAUUGCAAAUACCUGUUUAUGUGUAGCGCUUCAAGGAAAAAGGCAGCACAAACUGAAUCCUACCACCAUGAUCACUUCUAAAAGGAGUAGUGGUCAUGAUGAUUGGAGUAACCCUUUAAGGGCUGAUUUAAUAUGUUUAAAAUUCUGCUUUGCAACAUAAAGAAUAGUUGUUGCCAGGAAUAGGUAUAUGGUGGGAGUGGUAAAUCUAAACACAUUAAGUAAAUAAAACACAGUAAAGAAAAUGCUUAGAACAUGUAUAAUACCAGAAAACAUCAUGAAAAAGCAAAUCAACAAAAUCAAUGUUGAAUAUCAUUGGAAAAAUACAGAAUUGGAUAGCACUAUUCAGAACCUAUAUUACUUAAUAAAGCUGCUUAAAUGAACUUGAAUUAUAAAUAAUGCGGAACGAUGAAGCAACGCUCACAAAAUAUACAGUUUCAAAUUAUAUAAGUGAGUUUAUUGGAGAAUGGGUACAUUGUGUGACUAAAUCCCCAAAUAUUUCACUUGACAUUGGUGAUGUUUUUUUUUUUAAGUAGCAUAAAAAGAUUUUAGACUGCAUGUUUUUGUAUGAGCAGAUAUUUUUGUGUGUAUUUUGUUUAGAUAUUUGUGGCGAGACGUCAGUUGUCAAGUUGUUUCUGUGUAGGGGAGACAGUAGCUGCGGCUGUCAGCUCUUUCAUGUCCCCUGUGGUACAGAAACUAUUAAUGUAGACAAAUUAAUGAUUUAUGUCAGUCUUGCAUUAGGGUAUUUGAGGGCAUAUCCCGUAUCUUUGCUACAUUCAGUGUAAGUGCUCUGCGGUAUAAUCACAGGUGACAUUCCUCUUCACACACAGAGCACAAUCACAGACUUCAUUCAUAAACUUCAACUUACAAGUCAGGAGCUGAAACGUGAAACUCCAAAACGCCCCUGUGUUUUUGAUUAUUGGGCGCCUGCUUUCAAGUAAGGAGGUUUUACAUCCACCUUUCCCCCUCCUUUACCUCCUAUUUAAUGAAUGUGCAUAAUUCAAAGAGAUUAAAUUAAAAGACCUGGCUAAAGAUCUUUAUGUUUCCUGCAGCUUUCCCCGAGGGGGGUGGGAAUAAAUGUAAGUUUUCCUGGCGUUUCAAUUGAUGCAUCAGGGUGAAACAAGGGAGGUGUAUAUUCUUGUUUGUAGUCGAAUCAUUUUCCGAUGGGUUCAAAGAGCGAUUCAUGAACUGCUCUGCUUGUUUGCACAGGGUGAUGUUGAAAUGCAGGCUGUGUCUUUUGGAAGAUCCGUCUGCAAAUAUGUCUGCUGGCAUGGAAAUAACCAGGUCUUUUAGGUUUGGGGCGUCCCUUGCUCCAGAGUGGACUCUCAAAGGGUAGCCGAGCUCCGAAUAGGUUUAUUGAUCAACAAAUUGUGCUUGUGCUUUGUUUGCAAGAAUCCCUAAAAGAUUUUGUGGAAGUGGGUCUGUAAAGCAAAAUAGCCAGUGAAAAAUAAAUAAAGCAUCCAAAAGAGUUUAAACCUUGACACCAGAUUGGAAACAAUUUUUUAAAUACGCCAUUAUUUUCUACACAGUGAGUGAGCAUGGUUUUUCUGCCCACAACUUGGUGUUUUGGUCUUCUUUUUGUAACUAAAAUUAGCAUAUCUGCAUACGUUAGAUUUUUAGAUUCAUUUCCCAUUAUAGUAUAUUGUGUAGAAAAUAAAGAAGUGUAAAAUUUCCUAAAUUUCAUAUGUGGCUUAUUUACGUGAAAAGAUAUCUGUAUGCCUGUUCCCAUAUAUUUUGAGUGCAGCUACAAUAUGUGUUUUUACCACCGUUGCUGUGAGGCAGUUCCAUACAUGUAAUAGCAUUUCAAAAAUAUAAAAUGGAAAAUUAAAUAUUAUUACAUUUUAUUUUUUUCUUACUAAUUUUAAGGCAUAAUCUCAUAUCAGCCUUUUAGUUUCUUUGGGUAGGUCUUCUCUCUUCUGUUUACCUGUUAAAUUUCUUCAUGUUUUUAAAUAACUAAAUAUACCACACUAUCCUGAGUACCUCUUUACCCAAAAUAUAUUCUAUACUUUAAGUAGGUUCUGAUACAUUUUAUUGUUCAGAAUAUUCUCUGCAUUUAUCAUAUUCUUCUAGUGGUUAAGUAUGAAUAAUAUAAUAGUGUCUGCUACAGAGGCCUUUCAAGCGGCCUAUAUUUAGUUUAACAAUAGCUAUUUUUGUAUAAUCAGGAUAAGCUUCUGACUGCAUGGUCUAUAAAUAUCCCUGUUUCAAUAGCAUCCAACCAUGAUGGAAUGUUAUUCAAUGGAUUUAAAGCAUAUUCUAUAACGGUAUUACGUUUCUUAGUUUUGUUGUUUUUAUUUUUUUUGGUGGUGUUUUGUUUUGGAGGGGGGGGUGCACAUAAAAAAAAAAAAAAAAGGGAAAUGCCCGUCUCUCCAUUGUUCGUUCAUCUGUCCUGGACAUGUAGUGGUUAACUAUAUGAGGAAGAUUGGUGGGCGAGUCUAUUAUGCAGGUAGGCCCUGCUUCAAAGUGAUGUACACCUGUGCUAAAGUUCAAAGAAUCUGAAGAGCAGAUGGUCACAUAAAGUUCAGAAUCUUUUCAUUGUUCGAGUGUGGAAAGAUGGGUCAAAGAGAAGAAUAAGCCCAGUAGGUGGUCCACUGAAUUGGCCAAGGAAAUGCUAUUUACAAAACACAGUAAAGGGUGCUCUUUCAAGAAUGAUUAAAGGUGCACUAUGAUCACAUGGGGUAAAAUAAGGAACUAUUUUUAACAUCACAUGACUACACAACAUGCAAUGGGAAAUACACCGGUAAAUACAAGGAGUAUAGAUUAUAAAUGGUAAUAAGUAGUUCUAUGCUUCACACUCCAUAGGACUUGCAUUCUGUUUAGAGUACAUGGCAAUAUACACAUAUUAUGAUUUUAUCAUGAUUCUUUUAAGGUUUAGAUGGAUGUGGUCAAGCAGGGUUAACAGAAAAUGGUAUUGGUGUAGAAACGAGAAUUAGAUGCUGUAUUUGAGGUAGCCUUUGUCUAAUUCAUGCUUCAGGAGAUAUUUAUACAGUUAAAAUUAACUUUCCUUUAUGUUAGAUCCAGUGAUAUUUUGUGCCCAAUAAUUGUAAACCAGUAGAUCUUAAAACAUCAAUACUCCUUUUUAGUUUGGAACCAUUAACUAUUUACCAUUUCACUAAUCAGGAACUCCUUUUCAGCGUACCAUAUGAUCUAUCACAAUACACAACUACUGUAACAAGCAAACAUCUGAACUACAAUUCCCAGGUGCCCAAGUCAUGAUAUCACGUUCAUCAGUACUUUUCGAUCAGCAUAUGAAUUCUGGAGGAUAGAAAAGAGGGGUCUAAAAAUAAAUACACAAGAAAAGAAUUGAGAAAGCAACCUUGGUAACUGACUUUAACCUAAUAUAUAUGGAUAAAUAGCCAAAGGUGCCACUAAAAGAAACACAACCAUGUAAUUUGCAGACUGUGAUCUGAUCAGUAACAAUGACCUCAAUGGUGGAAUGUUAGACAUUUUUUUCCCCCCAAGGUUUUUUUUUCUCUAUAGGCUUAUUUUACAUGAAUUCACAUAGGUGACAUCACAGUAAUACUAUUUUGAGCAGCAGUGUGCAUGGGAAAACUGUAUACUCAACCACUCAUUUUUUAUUUUUAAGAGCUUUUAUGUCUAAUACUAUAGCUUAAUAAGCAUCUCCCAGAAGCCUCCACUGCUUACUUACAGCAUCCACACCACUUAGUUCUAAGAAUAGUAUGACUACAUAUAACAUUUAUUACUGUGGAUAAUCGGUAAGGAUAGGCAAUAGCUGGAAGUAAAGGACAAUGAUAAUAAUGUAACAUAACACAGGCACAGAUACCAGUUGUUACUCUUGUAAAGUACACCUCUGUUAUUGAGUAGAGAUGAAUGUAACCACUCAUUUGCAUGAAAAAUCUGAAAAUCCAAAUGAUUGUUGUAUGCAGUGGGAUAUUGUGGAAAUACAAGUCCUAUUCUGUUAUUUGAAGUUUACAUUUUGGUAUUAUCACAUUUGUCUAUAACAGCCCAUCCCAUAGUGGGGGUUCCUAGGUUGCUAACCACCACUUCAGGGGAGGGUUAUUCACAGCCCAUGGAAAUGCAAUUUUUAAAUAUUUAAUACAAACCUUUCUCCUUCAACCUAGGCAAAUAUAUUUUGCUUGCUCUUGCACGCUCUCUCUCUCUCUCUCUUUUUAUUAUGGAAGUAGCCAUUUUAUUAGUCCAAAUUAGCUUUUCUUUGGACUCCCCAGUGUAUUCAAAUCCUGUGUGAGUUGAAAUUUCCAUAAUUUCUAUGACUAUUCUCAUCAGUGAUCUGUGAAAUGAAAAGACCUCUUCAUAUUUAAAACUAGCUUUCACACAAUCUGACAUGGUUAUUUUUUCCGUUUUUUUUUUUUCUACUACUUAGUUACAGUUCCAAUUUACCUUUAAGUAAUCCUAAUUUGCAAUCCCUGAAGCACUUUUGUCCACUGGAUUCUGGUUUAACAUUUAGCAAAGGCAAUAUACAGUUAUGGAGUCCCCUGUCAUUUUUAAUUUUCCUUAUUCAUAUGGCAAUAACGCUGCUUUAGAUAUGUGUCAUCUACUAAUAAGACACACAUUAUCUUCAAUACCUGUUAUAAUAUCACUAAUAAAAUAAAAAUAACAUGAAAAAGAGUUUAAAAAAGGAAGUACAUUGGCAGCGUGAUUUUCCUCUAAAUAGAUGCUACUUAUUUAACACCAUCUAGGUUAUCUCUCAACCAUUUACCUAAUUCAUUCAACUGUUUGUGUUCAGAAUGAAACCUUACUAAAAUCCUUUUGUUGUGUUGGGAAUUCCUGCACUCUCUGUGCAUUAUAACAAACUUUUGUACCUGGACUAAGAUCAAGGCAAUGAGAUGGAGGUCCUACACUUACCUACACUGCUAUAAUACUGUCUGGCCACCUUCCAAUGAGAACAUAUCUUGGCAUUGAGGACAUCAUGAAAUAAUACUUUCCUUUCUAGGACAUAUAAUGAAUACCAUUGAGGGAUGUUGGCUUCCUGCAUGGCCUUAAAUUACAAUCUAUUCCCUUUAUUAGAAAUACCACAAUGGCUUGAUUUUCUUUGUAAUUGGAUAUAUAAAUACAAACAAAAUGUUAAGAGUAGGUCAAACUUAAUAGAUGCUGUCUCAUAGAUGGUGGAUUGCUGUGAAGGAAGUCACUUUGUACAAUGGGAAUGUAAAAAAUGUCUGUCCCUGCCCUCACAAGGCACAGCAUGUUUUGAACCCGGAAUGUGAAGACAGUUUGAUGAGAAGAUUCUUAAAGAAUGUAUAGUUCAAGUACAGCCAACAAGAGACUGGCAAAGCAUCCUGGGAGUUCUAGUUCCACAUCUGGAUGGUUAUAUGUGGUGGAAGAGCAUCGUGGUAUAUGUAGUUUUAGUAAAAACUGGAGGCUAAGCCUGUUGACUAACCAUGACAUACCUGUUGUCUCAAGGAAAUCUUGGGCACCACUACAGCAAGAAGAAACCAAAGUAUGUUCCCCACCUGUCCUGAAAAGGUAGACUGUUGUGAAAUGUAAGAAAGGAAAAUACAGAAAUGUGUCAAACCACAGAACAAAUGUUUGGAUUGAGUCAAACUCUUUCCCUCCUGUCACCACAAACCCCACUUCAUGGAACUUCUCCCAGCCCACAAAAUGAAAAUCUUUCCUAGAUGCACUGAGGGAUAAAAGACUUGCUAUCCUUGCACCAGCUUGUAGACAUUAUGAUGGAAUAGCAUGACUUCAUAUAUUAUCUUUAUAUUUCAUUUAUUAGUAGCAAGAUACAGGUCUACAUUUUGAGUCUUUGCUCUUAGAAUCCAACUUAGGAUCCAACUGUGGUAAUUCUAAAUCUUACAAUUAUGCAGCGAUUAAAAAUAUUCAAUGUGGAAAUAACUGUAAAACUGCUAAUGGAUACAUGUCAUUUUUAUGGUAUUGAUCAGUGUUUAGUGCUCCAGCUUUAGUAUUGCCAGCAAAUAUUGAAACCUUGGGGUGUUCUGUUCACUCACAUAAGCAUGGCAUGUUUUUUUCUUUCUGAGGUUAAUAGAAUGAGCAACACUGAGGUGGAAAACAAUAGCAACAUAAAUACAUACUUAAAGGAACCCUAUAGGGUCAGGAAUACAAACCCUAUAGUGUUUAAAUACACUAUUUAGGUUCCCAGCCUACCCCCCUUGCUCUCCUUAAAUAAGUAGCUUACUUUUAUCCUAGCUCUGCCUCCGAUCCGAAUCCUUUGCUGACCUAUGUCCCAUAGGAAAGCAUUGUAUUGGCUGAGAUUGUCAAUUCUGAUCAUCUCAGCAAAGGAGGCAGGGUGGGGGCAGAGCCAAAUGCCACCCUAGCCAAUUCGCAUCUCCUCAUAGAGAUGCAGUAAAUAGAUGCAUCUCUUUGGGGAUUGUUCAGUGUCUACAUGCAGAGUGUUGUGCAACACUGACCCAGGAAGCACCUCUAGUAGCUGUCUAAGUGUCUGUAACUGGAUGUGUCCCUAGAUAGCAAUGUAAACACUGAAUUUUUUCAAAAAUAUUUACUGCAAAAAAACUGACUAUACUCACCAGAACAAAUACAUUAAGCUGUAGUUGUUCUGGUAAAUAUAGUGUCCCUUUAAACUAGCAAAAGCUAAAUAUAUGCUUCCUGGUUAAAUAAUUUGACACUAUUUGUUAUAGAUUACUGCAUAAAGUUAAAUAGAGUUAUCUGUCUGACUUUAAAUUUUACUUAUUUUUCCACCUUUACGUAACGGAUCGGUAAAGUAAGUCUUAAUUGACUUUGCUUUUCACGAUUUGAAUUCUGUUCGUUAAUUGUGUUCCUUGGAAUCUCUGCUAGAAAACGUACCUUAUUGUCCAUUCCUUAUGCAAUUGUUUCACUAAUUCAGGCUAACCGUAAAAAAAGGAGAAGCUGAUGUGCCAUGUCCAAUGCAAUGCUGGGAUUACAUGGAAUGUAUUUCACCUUUUUGAAAAUCAUUGCCCUUCAGCCAAAAAACUGUGUUUUGCGAGAACGCUGGUUUUGGUUAGAGUAAACUUGCUAUCCUGGUCACCCCCUCUCAAACAAAUAAAAGCAAAAGCUCCAAAGUGUGCCUCUGAUCUUGUGCCGAGGCCAAAGUCCACCUGCAGCCCAAUCCUCUUCCACUGACGUGACUCGUUUUCCCUGUUGGAGGAGGGAUGUAUUGAAGGAUAUUGGUGGCAUGGAUGGGUGUGGGGAAUGCCUACGUUGUAUGCUUGUCUCCAGCAUGCUGUGCAUGCUGACAUCAGACAUCUGAUAUGUACAGAAUUUAUAUAUUUUUUUUUUCGGCCUGGAUAAUGAUGUUCCAAUGGCACUACUGAAGAUGGAGUUACACCUCCUACAUGUAGAGCAUUUCAUAGCAAUUUGCUGCACGUAGAGACUCCAGGCACCAUGAUAAUUUUAAAUCACUGAAGUGGUCAUGGUGAUUGAAGUAAUCUUUUAUGUGCUUAGAGAAAUAAAAUCACUGUGGUAAUGCACUGGGUUCAAGUCCUAUAUGACUGCCGUUAGUUCAUUGGAGGUAGUGAUGACAUUACCUGAAUGUUAAUGAAAGAAAUGCAUGUAUAUGGAAUGCUGAAUACUCUGUGUACUUAGAGUACAGAACAGAUAUGCUUUACUUGGAACUGUAAAGAUUCCAAGGCAUCAAAGCUAGCAGCACAUAACUGUAGCAUGUGCUGGACAAAGACAGGAUUGGAGUGGUGUACUUGUGAAAUGGUAUGACUAGUUCUGAUCUGGUGGUAGCGGCUCUAUAAGGCACUAUUGUCACGGUGCUGGAAAUUCAUAGUAGACACAGGAUAUUGGAAAUUCAGAUGUUUUAGAAAUUCCGUUAUGAAUGAAAUCUUUGCAUACACAGUGGUUUACAAUAUAGUUUUCUUGGUAAACUGAUUAAUUAAUGUUGAUUUUCUAAUAAUGAUUUGUGCUGGAUGGAAUUGAUGAAUUAAUUCUGGUUUUGUUUUUGUUAGCAGAUCCUCCAGUUGCAGCUGCAGUUGUAUCUCAUUUUAACGACUGCCCAGAUUCCCACACGGAUUUUUGCUUCCACGGGAGCUGCAGGUUUUUAAUACAGGAGGCAGUCCCAGCCUGUGUGUAAGUAAUAAUUUUUACUAAACUAAAACCUAACUGUGAUCUCAGCUCUCAAAAAUGCUGACAGACAGACUAUUACAUAUCUCACUAUUCUAUCGAUCUUUGCUUGCGUUUAUCAUUUCUUUUGCUGUACAGAUAAUUCCUAUCACCUGAGCACUCAGCAUUUCAUAGAUUUUUGUUCUUGUCAGCUCGUCUGGAUUUAUUUUAUUAAACUCGAAACAUUGGGAAGCAAUGACAAUUUGGCAAAACAUUGAUUUUAUUUGUUCAACUGAAUAAAUUGAGACAAGCUGCAAAACAUGGGUUUGAUUGUGUUGGUUUUUCUUUUUGUGUUUAUUUUUUUUUAUUAUUUUUGCUUUUUGGGAGGGUGGUGGACAUGGCUUUUUUUUAAAUUAAUUUUUUACCACAAUUCAUUGUUUAGCCAACAUUUCUCCAUGUCUCACAUAUGUGCACCCCAUAGUUUUCUGCUUAUUUUAUUUAAUUCUAAUGAUCCUUUGGUUGGGACAUGCAGCCCGACCACAUACACUGGUCCCUAAUUGAAAUCUAUUAAAAUCUUACUUAUCUUUUAAAGUGGAAUGGUUGUUUGCAAUUUGUAAAUGUAUAAUCCAGUUGAUGGAAAAUUCUGUGACUAACACCAAACUUUGAAUACGUUCAAGCAAUGUUAUAACACACAUUAACAGUCUGUCAAGAUUAAACCCAAAAUGGCCUCCUCAAAAGCCAGUUUUUUUGUAAAUGGGUUUAAAUGAAUGAAUAACAAAAAUGUUACAGGUGCAGAUAUCCUAGCUUUGGCAAGUAAGUGCCGAAUGGACGUGUCUAUGAUGCGGAUUGUGUCAUAAUGACAUGCCCUUUCGUAAAGAGAGCACUUUAUCCCAGUACACCAAUCAGGGUAUGCCAGUACCUACUAACGCAUUCAUGUAUGAGUUUAAAUGUCCUGAAACAUCCUUUUAAAAAGUGCAAGAUUAACGCAAUUAGCAGUAACAGUCUUAGCCAAUCUAGUAGUUGUAGCUUUUCCUAAGAUUUAUGGCAAAACUGUUUCAGUGUCAACGUGCUCAAAUUAGAUGCCCUCAUUUACACAGGUUGUCUUAUCUCUGUGGAAAACUGGUUCAUUUAUUCAAAUUCCUUCGUGAGUUGCCUAUCACGUUGCUCUAUAUAACACAGAGAGACCUCUGUCUUUAAAGCAUAGACUUAUCAUUUCACAAAUACUUCAUUCACUAACAACAAAGCAUACAAUAGGAUAUUUGUAUCUGUGAAUGAUCCUCUACUACCAGCCGGCACUUUUGAAGUUUGAAACGGUAUCGAAUGACUCAUUGAGAAACAUAAAGGUCUGAAUUUGCGUAUGUUCUACCUCACAAUGAAGAAUUUAUUUAAAAGCAUUGUAAAGGUAACAGUGAGUUAUCUAACUUCAUUUUAGUUUGUUUUUUUUCUUCUUGAACUGCUGUUUGUCAUAGCAAAUUAUGAACUUUAGACUUGCUGCCUUUUCCACACUCUUCAGAACACCACUAAUAAAAACCGCAUAACCUUCGAUUCUAUUGUCAACGGGGAAAUACUUACCUGGAUUGAUAAAAUUCCAAGUGAUUCCAGGUCAUUAUUUAGUUAGUGACGCAAAUGGCCUGUUAGGAAUGCUGGUAUCUUAAUAUUAGAACUUCUAAAUAAAUAAAUGCUAAUUUUGCAAGUGUAGGUGAGUAUACACUAAUUAAUUGUAGGGCAAGUAUAGACCUCUAUACCAAUUCCAAUGGAAAGGUGAAAAUGUUAUCAUGAUUUCUGAUUUAUUUAUUGUUACUUGGAAUGGAAUCCUUCAGUUUUCUUUUAAUAAUGGGUGUAUUCUCUCCCUUAUCUCUUCCAGACAGGCAAGGACAUAAAACUUAGGAGCAUUAAAGUUAGGCCAUCUUCAGAUCAGGCUAUAUUUAACUUCUUAUGUUUUAAUGAGCUCUAGUUCCCAUUACCGCACCCAAUUUAGAAUAUGAAUAUAUACUGAUCAUUUUUUGUAUGUUUGAAGAGGCUUUAAAAAGCCCAGUGGGAUAUUUUCAGUAGAAGCAAUCGUAUUUGUAAUGCAUUUUAUGUACAUUCUAUAGUAUAUGGUAUAUAAAGAGCAUUAAGACCAAGUUAUCUGUCAUAGCUUUUGGGCAGAAAUGCUUUCCCCCAGUCUCAUUAGAAAUGUGAUAUAUAUAAUGUGUGUGUGUAUGUAUAUAUAAUGUAUUAAAUUUUGCAUAUGCUCAGUGCAGGAGAUACUAGACACCUAUUGCCUUGAGCACUGAUACUGUAUACAUUUCGUGCUGAGUUUUCAUUUCCCUCUUAGCCAAAUCAAAUAACUGUAAUUAUCGAUAGAACCAUCUGUAAUAUGCAUUAUCCUGUCUCUCUGUAGCUGCCUGCCGGGCUAUGUGGGCACACGCUGUGAGCAUGCUGAUCUACUAGCAGUUGUGGCAGAAAAUCAGAAAAAACAAACAAUUACAGCACUUGUGGUGGUAUCGGUGGUAGCAACAGCAGUCCUUGUUUUGGCCUGUGUUUUAAUACAGUAAGUAUAACAUUUUAAAAGAGGUUUUGCACAGACCACCUUACUAACUAUCUGGGAUAAAUACUACCUUACUAUACUAACUACCUUACUAACUAUCUGGGAUAAAUGUAAGGUGCACGGUCAAAAAGUUCCGAUCAUUUGAAAAUGGGCAGUGUGUGGUUAUAAGCGAGCAUGAAACCUUGUGACCUAUUUAAAGACUUGUUGCUUUAACCCCUUAAGGACCAAACUUCUGGAAUAAAAGGGAAUCAUGACAUAUCACACUUCAUUUGUCCUUAAGGGGUUAAAGGUUCCUAAAAGUACCAUGACCAGAUCGGUAUUUACAAGUGAUCAUGGUGCAAGCAUUUUGUAUAUGUCAUGUUUCUGUAAGACAUGCUACAAAUACAGAGAUAUUUAAUCUCCCUGCUGUAUGUGUAACUUCACUUCAGGCAACAUCGUAAACUGCUUUGAAGGAAAUUUUGUUGCGACUGCAAUAAGAAUCGAGAUGCAUAUCUUUGAAGCAUGUCUUUUUUUAGAAGCAUUUAAUAAAUAUAAAUAAAUAUUUCUAGCGACUGUGUCUAUCCUUUUUAUAUAAUUUAUUUUGCUUUGUAGUGGCCUAAGUAGCAAACAAAUACAGCAAGGAUGUACUCUAUAAGUGCCCUGGCUAACAUUUCCUGGGUUAUAGUACCCGCUUCCUGAUGGCAACAAGUGGAUUUUGUUCACAGCCUGGAAUCCUAUGCAGGAGACCUAUUUAAAAUCUCUUGUAUUGAUUGGGAUAAAUUUCAAGCAUCCCUAAAUGCAUGAUCAUUUAACUGAUUUUCUAGCUUUAAAAUAACAUUGUCUGACCCAGGUAAAUAUCCUGCUAUGUUUGCAUAUGCAAAAUUGAAAUGAGUGUUACAAAAUAACUAAAUCCUACAGUUCUUUGCUCAUUGCUUUAUGUUGUGUUUCCCAGCUGCUGCAGGUUGAGAAAACAGUGUGAGUGGUGUCGAGCACUGUUCUGCAGACAUGAAAAACCAGGAUUUCUUAAAGGAGGAGCAUCCUGCUGCAAAACAGAAACUGGUAAGAAAAUCUAUAUAUCCGCUCUGGUGCAUCCCAUACUGAAGUGGACCUAUUAUGUGUGUGUUUAUAUUUAACAAUUCAGUGUAUAUAUAGUGAAUACUGUGCGCGCAUAGAAGGGGCAGGACAUACCUUUUGCCAUGAGCAUGAUACAAUAGAGCAGGUAUUCCGGUAAUACAUUUUGCAAUGAGGCAAAGACAGGACGCUAUAAAAAAACAAUGCAUUGGAGGACAUCUGAGUAUAAAACAUUAAUUGUGGAGCAGUAGCAAGCAAUGACAGUAAAGCCGUAGAUUGCGUUUUAUGAAUGAGUUGCGUCAGCCCUUCAAUAUAAAAACAAAUGGAUUAUCUCCUGUAAUUUCUUUUUCUGAAAUAAACGUGAAUUGUGACAUUUUUACACUGAUUUUUCCAUAAGUAUUUCUUUAUACAACCUGCCACAUGUACUUGAUACAAAGUAUGCUUGAAGCACAAUGUUCUUUUAGAUGAAGUUUAGAAGUUAGGAGCAUUAGAGGGUGAAAAGGGCACUUUAAACUAAAAGCUGUGGCUGCAUGCCAAAUUUAGUUUAAAAAAACCCAAAAAAAACUAAAAGCAGUAAACACUGAACAGAAACGUUGAAAGGUUACAGUAUCCAAAAGCAGGAGGGAACGUUAAACGGCCAAGAGGAAAAUAACGCUGUCAUUGUGAGGCUGAGGGAAUGGGGGACUUGGACAAAGAUACUCUGUGUCUUGUGGUUCUAGGUAAGGCUGAUUAAAUGUUCCUCUCAUGGUGCUGAUAGACUACACUUCCCAUGAUCCUCUGACAAAUAUAUGUUCACAUUGUUAAAAAUAGUAAACAAAAUGUAUUAUUGCAAUAGACUUGUCCUUUCAGUUUCGGACAAAUUGUGAAUUCUGCAACUCUGAAAUCUCACAUGGAAAUCUUAAAAAACAAACAAAACUGGUAAUGAAUGAGCCGUUUCGUUUGUUUCAUAAAUCAGAACUCUGUCCUUCAGCACUAUGAGGGUUAAGUGAUGCUUGCUAAAAUGUUAAAAAUAAAUAAAUCAUAAUGCCUAUAUGGGUCAAUAUGACCCCUAUAUUAGUGUAAGUGAGGUACAAUACCUCCCUUAAAACCCCAGCCACCCUGCCACAGGUAGGGGCUGACUACUAAACAGUGAGCAGCCAACGAGUGCCCACUGCAAUUAAAAACAAGCAACUGGACACUGAGAAAGGCACAUGCCAUGAUGAUUGGGUCUGUAAAAUAUCAGGGGAGCUUAAAAUUAAGUAAUAACCUAUAGCAAGUGGUUGGGAGUUUUAUAGAAAAACAUGUGCCAGGGUACACCAGACACUAUAAGUAGUUAAAUGUGAUUUAGCAGCUAUUAUGUCUAUACUGUCCAUUUAAGAGCAAUUUUUAAGUCUUGGUACACGUUCUACAAUUGAUUGAAGUUGGCUAUGAUAUUCUAGGCAUUCACAUUCCUGUCAGGAGCUCCAAAGGGAGGUUUAUUUGAUGUUUGGAUAAAGAUCAUCUCCUUUAAUUCCUAAUCCUGCUUUUCUCUUUGCAGUGGUCUGAAAGAGCACAGCAGGUCAGCAUGGCAAUUCCCAGCACUUCAGCUGCAGAGCAAAUUCUCAGAGCAUCCUAAGCACAAUAGGCCCUAUAACUUUCUACUCGGUUCUUUCUCUGAAUCUGGGCCACGUUUUCUGAACGGGGGACACACUACUGUCCGUGCAGAAGUGAAAAUGUUUGUGAAUGUGUCAUGCGCAAUAUGAAGCAGAGGAGAAAAGAGAAGGACUUAACUUCACUGUGGAAUGUACAAUCUAAUGAGAUUUCAAAGUCUCUGUAAGGGAAUACAGAGUAUGUCCAGGAUACAAAAGACAACGAUAACCAGACAAAUCUGUGUCAGGAAUAUUUUGUUACAGGAGCAUUGUCAUUGAGUUAGAUCUUAAACUUUCACUGCCCCAGAGGUCCACAUCACAUUGUAAAUUGACUUGUUGCAGGACUGGCAAGCAGUGAAAGGGUUAAUAAAUAUAUAUAUGCAUAUACAUAUUAUUUUUAUUUUUGAGACCGAAAAAAAAGUGUUUAUUGUAAUGGACCAUUAUAAUAUAUACCAUGCUGCUAGCAUUUCAGUAUAUAUAAAUAUAUACACAGACAGCCUGGUAUUCAUAGCCAAGGAAAUCACUUUCAUCAUCCGGCCAUGACAAGGACAAUUUUUAUUUUGCAUUUUGAUUUGUUUGUUUCUAGCCACAAAAUUACCUGUACAGUGCAUUAGUGUUAAUGUUAUUUUACUUUACCUAAAGUCCAGUUACAGGCAGCCUACACAGUAACAAUUACAAUACUUCAUUAGAAUUUAUUUGCCUGCUCCCUACACCACAACCAAUUUUUAUUUUUUUUAAUUGAAAAACAAAAACAAACAAAAAACCUGUAGUUUAGAGACCGUAAUGAGACAGCAAUACUUCAAUAUACAUGUUUCGAUGUAGAAGUGCACAUCUAGACAUGUUUCAUUUGUAAAUAUGUAUGUUAAAUUUUGGAGCACGACCUUUUCAGUUGUCUUGGAUAUUGCACCAUUUUCCUGGUUUGGCAAAUGGAUCUCUCCAACCCUGACUAAUUUAAAAGAAUAAAGAAUUGAGUGUUUGUGCAUGUGUAGUUGAGGUGGGACAGAUGGGUAUCUUUGACAGCCAACAUGGCUGUUUUUUUUUUUUUAAAACCUCAAAGUAUUGAGAGCUAGUUUCACUUUUCUUGUUCCAGGAAGUGCACUUUUAUAGCAUCAGAUAUUGUUGCCAUUAAUUUAUUCUUAUCUUGCAUUUUUGGAUUAGUGAUCAUGUUGUGAAAUGGCAAAUAACGAGUUGGUAUACAGAAUUGAUAUUAAAUAGGAAGGGUUUGUCUUUGCCGUCAGCAUUCAUUACCAACUUUGAACAGUUAAGCCCUAUAAAAUAUAUAUAUGAAACCAAUCUAUAUAUAUGUAGCUGAACUUUUUAUAAUGUACUUUUAUAUAAAAUCCAUCUAUACUAAGGCAUUGCGGAUUUAAAUAUGUUCUAUGGCAUUAUUUAGUGGAAGAUGUCCUAACCCAACUCAGAGUUAAUCUCUAAUGUGAGAAUGCAAAGUGAUAGUCAAAUAUAAAACCAACGUAGGAAUUGGAAGCAUAGCAUGCUUAGAGACAUUUUCCAGAUCAGCUAUUUGGCCUUAAAUUUGAAAUUCACUUUGAAUUCUCACUUUAGCUAAAAACCUUAACUGUGUUUGUACAGAAAUAAUUCCUAAUAGAAUUGAUCAGAUUUAACUUUUUUCUUUUUGCAGCUGACAAUGAUUAUCACACUCAGGGGCGUUGCUCUGUUCAAAAUUUAACUGGGGCUGGAGUCCCAAGCAAAACUUGACCUCGCUCUAAAAGCUUGCCCCUAACCCCUCUCCAUCUCCUGCCCUUAAAGGACAACUGCCAUCAAAAUUUUACUUCUCAUUAUUUUUUAAACUUCUUGCAGUUAAUGAAACGUAAUUAUAUUUUUGAAAUUAUGUAUAUUAAUACUUUUUAUUUAUUUUUUUUAAAGAGAAAAUUUCACUUUAUCUCUUUAUUUCUCAGCCUGACUUGCCUGCUGCUGCAGUUUCACAUAGAGCGCAAUCAGAGUUUCAGACAGUUCGUCUUGUAGUAUUCAGGCGAGAACAAAACCACGGUGGCAGUUCUAGAUGUGUGUGGGAUAUGUAAAUUCCAUGGAUAAACUGCAAAAUAAUUCUGCAUUUCUGCUUAAUACAGCAGCAGCAGCUCAGCCAAAUCUUUAAUCUUUUCAAACCCUUAACAUUGAACUGGACGGAGUCUGUCUACAGUGCGUUCGGGAACCAAGUUCGAUCAGUUGUUUGGGUCUAGUGAAUCUGUAAGGGAUUGUUAAAAUUGUAGGUUCUGGAUGAUGUAAAUGCAAAUUGUGCCCUUUUAUUUUUACAACCAGAUUCCUCCUGGUGUUUAAAGGUUUAGGACACAGUUUUGAAUGUUUUUAGUGUGGGUCACUAAGCUUUGAGCCAUGAGAACUUCAUCUUGCUUGCAGUAUCCGGUAUCUAUGGAAGUGUAAGAACAGCUGUUGUGUGUGCAGACAACAUAAGACUCACUUUGCAUUCUUCUGUUUGAUUUCCUACCUGAGGGUUUGUAUUCCUUCCUCAAACGGUGAUAAAUAAGUAUUUAUUUCAGUAAAACAGGUUUUGACAUGCUUGUGCAAUGCCAAUGUGAUUAAGAGAGCAUGCGGUUUAAAAACACCAGACUGUUUUAGCUAAACAGGCCUAGGCUAAACGUCAUUUUAGGAUCUCUAAAGUGGUGCAGUUGCUAUGGAAACCAGUGGAAUAUUAUUUGAUUGCUUGACUUUUAGAACUUUACUCAGAAUUGUUGUUUCUAGUUAACUUUCUAUGUGCUCAAAUGCUGUGAUCCUGGACUCCAUCCUACCAUUUUUGCAUAAUGAUAACAUUUAUUACCAGCCCUGUAUUGCUAAACCUAGUGCUGAAAACAUCAAGUAAAAAUGGAGAUUCUGGUAGGGUGUUUGAAUGGUCUCCUUGAGUGGAAAUGGCUGGGAGAGAAGCAGAUAAGGAAGUAAACUUACCUUAAGCUGUCUCUCCUCUGUACUGUCAUCGCUUUGCUGCCAUACUUCAGUUCCUGGCAAUUUCAUCUUUCAGGAGCUAUCAACACUAUUAUCCUCACACUCAUGUGCCAUGACUGUUAGCUAUUGAGAAAUGGCCUUUUGCCAAAGACUGGCUAUUACAUGAUACAAAGUUGAAAAAAUUUUUAAAUUCCAACACAGCCAAAUAGAACUUUUUCAUAAAUAUGCUAUUUAUAAACUGCCUUCUUAAGCCAAGUUUUAGCACAAAAACCUGUAACAUCAUUUACAUAUACAAACAUGUCUGGAAAAAAUAUCAUUACUUAAAGCAAUUCACUGUGUAUUUUGUGGGGGACUGCAAGACUAUCAUUGUUUUCCUGGGAGCAUAUCAUGUCAUAUGUAGCACUCACACGCUGCGGGGGUCCAAUGUAGAAAGCAUUCGUUUUUGGAUGUUGCCUUGAUUUUUCAGUUUUGCAACACUAGAAUUCUAUAUACUGUAUUGCAGAAUAUAUUAUUAUGUUGUGCCCAUUAUCAAAAAAUGAUUUGUAUCUGUGUAAACAAGGCGUAACUGGCCACAUUGAAACAUACUUUGUUUAGUUGAUUUGGAUUUCAACUUUUGCACACUUGUUAGGAAAUUAAAUCAUGACCAAGAGAUUAAAGUGCAGACUGCAAGCGUUUACUUCUAUAAACUAUGAACUGUGUAGGAGUUACAACUAUUUUAUAUCUAGAUCUUCCAUUUUGGGGACAGGUACUUGUUCAGCUGUUUCGUGGACAGGUGUUUGUUACAAUGAUAGAUUGUGUAUGAGAGAGAAAAUAGUCCAAAGGUGCUUCUUGGUGUGGAGUUCCAUGUGCAACCUAGCCAAAUACACAGGUACCCUUCAAUGGGGUGAUUGUUAUAGUCUAGAACUGAUUGGGUUAAUGGCAAAGCAAUUCUAGGAUUGUGUUCAUUGCAAUGCUACAGGCAGUCCAAAAGUAAGAUAUUGUACCAAUGAAAAUCUCAAAUGUAUGUGAAAAGCUAUAAACAUAGGUCAAUGGAAGUAGGCUUUGCUAGUUCAGCAUGACUACAUCAUUCCUUAGAAUAUAAUCAGCAGAUGCAAGAAGUCAGGAUGACGAAAGUGUUCCAUUAUAAUGCUACUAAGAAAGUAUUCUGGCAUCGUCUUUCUUGAGGGGCAUUUGUAAAGACUGUAAUCACACUAUCUUUAUAUAAACAUGUGUGUGUGCUAGCACAGUGCUUUCAAGAGUAUGUUGUUGAGCUAAAGCCUUGGAAAGUGAUUGCUAACCUGAGCCAACGAUUUAGGAGAAUCAUGAAAAAUUUAGUCUUUAAACAUCGGUAGUGCCAAGUUUAGUCUUUGUCACUCUAGGGGUUUAUGCACACUAAAUGGUGGGCUGAAAUGAAUUACUACAUUUUGGCAAAAACAAAUGAGUUUAAAAAUUGUAUUCUUAUUUUAUUUUUGCAAUUUAAUUCACCACAAUUCCUUGUUUAGUGAAUAAACCUCAAAGAUACCGGUCUGGUUAUAGGUACUCAUUUUCACUUGUAUUCUCUCAAAUAAUUUUUAUAUAAUGGUCUACUUAUAGCCCUCCAUUAAAACACGUGUGUAUAUGUGUAUACACACAAACCCUUCCACACAUACAUGUACGUACUCAAUACAUGUCAUAAAAAAAUUAUAAUGCAAACUCGACAGUACUAGUUACUAACAACAUAAUGUUAAGUGUUUUUAUAAUAUUUUUUUUAUUUUAGACUCUAACCAAUUGGAGACAUUUUUAAAAGUGGUUACGUAAAUGUAUAUCUUGCACUGAAAGAAAAGGUAAUAUUUAAAGUUUUAAUUUAUUUGUACGGUAAAUUAAUUGCAAUUUUGUGUCAAUGUGAUUGGCUGGAUAUUAGCUAUUUAAAAAGCCUGUAAUAUUAAAUUUUUUUUUUUACUCAAUUGAAUUUUGUAUUUAUUUGUAAAGAGAAUAGAAACAUGUUCAGCACAGUCUAAAGUGUCAG
Pelobates cultripes (western spadefoot toad) is the source of this 55369-nucleotide messenger RNA. The record is from the annotation of a GenBank genome assembly. NCBI's taxonomy places the organism in Eukaryota, Metazoa, Chordata, Amphibia, Anura, Pelobatidae.